AUGUCCCUGGGACUCGCAGCUACAUUUCUUCUGGUCUCCUUUGUCACCCUCCUGCUGUACCUAAUAACAUGGAAAGGAGGGAAAAAGCUGGAAAACCUGCCCCCAGGACCCACGCCUCUGCCCCUGCUGGGGAAUAUUAUGCAGAUUAGCACCACAGAAUUGCCCCAAUCCCUGGUUAAGGUGAGAAAAAUAAUUGUUCUUUAAUAAUUUGUGUUUGGUCACCUCACCAUUUCAAUGUUUUAAUACAAUCCACAGUACUACAUACAAUAUAAUCUGCAAACAUGGUAUUUUACGUUAGUACUCUAGAAAAUGCAGAACCAUUAUUAAUUACAAUAAUUAACGCAAAAUCAGUUUAGGAAAGCUGGAUGAAAUUGACUAUUAUGCUGUAUGUGAAAAUGUUUUCUGUAAAACCUCUUUUUACAGGUUGAAAGGGUAUUUAACCAUUUGAAGAGAUUAGAAGCGGCCACGUGAUAUAAAUUAUUUAUUAAAUAUAUACAUUAUUUCUUCUUACUGUCCAGUUUGGAAAUAAAUCUUUAAUGAUCUCAAAUUCGGAUUCCUUGUAUUUCUGUCCUUUGUUCGUUUCACACAGUGUACAGGGAGUGCAGAAUUAUUAGGCAAGUUGUAUUUUUGAGGAUUAAUUUUAUUAUUGAACAACAACCAUGUUCUCAAUGAACCCAAAAAACUCAUUAAUAUCAAAGCUGAAUAUUUUUGGAAGUAGUUUUAGUUUGUUUUUAGUUUUAGCUAUGUUAGGGGGAUAUCUGUGUGUGCAGGUGACUAUUACUGUGCAUAAUUAUUAGGCAACUUAACAAAAACAAAUAUAUACCCAUUUCAAUUAUUUAUUAUUACCAGUGAAACCAAUAUAACAUCUCAACAUUCACAAAUCUACAUUUCUGACAUUCAAAAACAAAACAAAAACAAAUCAGUGACCAAUAUAGCCACCUUUCUUUGCAAGGACACUCAAAAGCCUGCCAUCCAUGGAUUCUGUCAGUGUUUUGAUCUGUUCACCAUCAACAUUGCGUGCAGCAGCAACCACAGCCUCCCAGACUCUGUUCAGAGAGGUGUACUGUUUUCCCUCCUUGUAAAUCUCACAUUUGAUGAUGGACCACAGGUUCUCAAUGGGGUUCAGAUCAGGUGAACAAGGAGGCCAUGUCAUUAGAUUUUCUUCUUUUAUACCCUUGACUGCAGACCCACGAACCUCCCGUUGCCCAAUAAACACACAACACCUGUAUAGUGGAUAAGGGCAACGGCCACAGCUUUAUUGAACAUAUUUGACCAGCAUUAAAACCAACUGUCAGCUGAUGGGGUGAUUCAUCCAUCAGACAGGUCUCACAUCCUUUUACCAGAGUCCAAAGCAGCCUGCCUUCCGCCUUCAGCCCAAGCAUGCUGUGACUCCCCAAUCCGACUUGUCCCUUGCCUUCCCAUGCGCUGGCCAGGUAUUCCGCUGUGACAAAACAAAAACAGAGACAACCAGACACCAAGAAAAAAAAAACACCACCAACACCGCCACUUAACUACUAACCACAACCAUUAUAGGGAGGGCGGGUGGGAAAGCUCCUUUUAGAUCUCUUCCUACCUACUGAGUGACCAGGGCCCACCCCCAGAUUCCCUUAUGUACUAGGUCCCUUAUUGCUACAUAUGUAUCCCUUUAUGUCCAUCCCCCCUCCCUGGGCAGCAGUCAUGUCUUUCCCUUCCUUAUUCAGUCCAGGGAAACCUUGACUGCAGACCCACGAACCUCCCGUUGCCCAAUAAACACACAACACCUGUAUAGUGGAUAAGGGCAACGGCCACAGCUUUAUUGAACAUAUUUGACCAGCAUUAAAACCAACUGUCAGCUGAUGGGGUGAUUCAUCCAUCAGACAGGUCUCACUUCCUUUUACCAGAGUCCAAAGCAGCCUGCCUUCCGCCUUCAGCCCAAGCAUGCUGUGACUCCCCAAUCCGACUUGUCCCUUGCCUUCCCAUGCGCUGGCCAGGUAUUCCGCCACCGCGAUGCCGGCCUCCUACGCCCUCCCCCGGCAUCGUGCCCCCCGCCGCCAGCGCCUUCUCAAUCCCCCCUUGCAGGCCCAUGUUGAAAAUGUCCAAUCCAAUCAAGCUUAAGUGCACCCCAUCGGACCGCAUCAGCACGCUGUUAUCCCCUUCCAAUUCUACAUGCCGGACCACAAUGCCCCCAAGCUGCCGAACAAACCUCGACACCACCACAUUCAACUUACGCCUGCUGCGCUCCAGCCCCUUUGCAUAAGGUAACUGCAGCCAGCAGGGCCUCGGGACCACCUCCGACCACACCAACGUGACAUCCCGGAACAAUGCCAUGCACCGGGCAAGAUCCUCCUUCAUGUCGUGCAUGAGAUCCACUGUCCGGACCCGCCCCAGGUCAUUCCCCCCUGCAUGAAUGACCAAGAUCACCGAACUAGGAACCAACCUGCUCAUAAAACGGCACUCCGGGUAAACCUGGCUCCACGACAACCCGCGAAUGCCCCUCCAGCGGACCCGUGCUUGGUCGUACGAACACCCCAAGUUGCGGCCAUAUGGGCGCUCCUCCGCCCGCCUCGCUGCCCAAUAGAUGUAGGAAUGCCCUAGUAUCCAUACAUAACGAGGGCGAGAACCUAGAAUUGAACAAACAGAAAAACUAAACGGGAAGAAAACUGUUACUCACCCUGAAAAUUCACCCUAUAAGAGGUGCGGCCGCACAUACAACUGAAAUCUUCCUGAACGCCUCCGCCCCAACUCCUGCACCGCUGACGGUGAAAAUCCCAUCUCACUAGCUUGUGUAGCCGCCCCAAUCCGAAAAGAAUGGGCCGAGUAACCUUGCGGGCUCCUCUCGUUCGCCACCAGGGAUUCACGCAAAAUCUUGCUAAAUUGAUAGCGCGUCAUAGGAGACCCGUCCUGAUGCACCAGCAGCGCACCCCCGCCCGUAGGGCGGACCUGCAUAAAUCUCCGAAACAGGUGCACUGGGCAGUACUCCCCUCCUGCUGCAUCAAUACGUACCCACGCUCCUUCCCCGCGUUGAUCCGUCUUGGACUUACGGAUCCGAAUGUCCAGCCCUUGAACCGCCCACCGCACAUCCGACACCAACAGCGGUGGCGCCACCCGACGACUGGCGGCCACCACCUCCCCGACCCGCAACGCCCCAAGAAAGCACAAAGAAAAAGCGACCCCGAACAACAACGCCUCGUACUCCGCACUACACACCCGCCGCAGCGCCGCAAGGAGCUCCCACAGAAGCUGCACCGAAAUAGGCCGCCUCUGAUCCGGGACCCUCCGCCGCCGCCAUCCACGCAGAGCCCUCUGAAUACUAAAUUCCUUGGUCAUAUCCUUCCAACCCAGAAAUCUAAACAAGAACGACAGGGCCGACAGGGCCUUCUCCGCUGCAGCACAUGACCGCCCUUCAUCCAACAAUUGCUCCAAAAACAGUAAGGUUACCUCAAAGCGCCCCGCGUCCGACGCCAGGCUACCUUCCCCCGGCACCAACCCGAGCCACUUAGACCACACCGCCCGGUAGGACGUCCACGAGGAUGCUGACAACGACUCCGACACCAACCCCAUCAAUCUUCGGAACCGAGCUCCCAUAAAGACUGCGGGCAGGGCUGCCCCACCUGUUCCGCCUCUGGUGCCGCCUCUCGGAAACGCUGCCACUGGAACCGAGAAAGCGCAUCAGCCACAAUAUUCAACACACCCGGCACAUGACACGCCCUAACCCACACAUUAUGCUGCAAACUCAACAGGACCAAGCGCCUAAGCAAUGCCAGCACUGGCGGUGAAGCCGACGUUGCGCGAUUUAUCACAUGGACAACACUCAUGUUGUCCGUAUGAAAAUCAACAGUUCGGUCCCGCAACUCUUGACCCCAUAACUCCAUUGCAACGACAAUCGGGAAGAGCUCCAAGAAGGUCAAGUUGCGCAUGAGAUCCUUACCCCGCCAGCUGCCCGGCCAAGCCUCCGCGCACCACCGGCCCCGGAAGUAAGCCCCGAAGCCGAUGGAGCCAGACGCAUCUGUGAAAAGUUCCAACACUGAGUUCCCAACCGCCGCUCGCAACCAACACGACCCGCCGUUGUACCGUUCCAGGAAGGAACUCCACACCUGUAAGUCCGACUUAAGCUUCUUCGUAACCCGUAUAAAAUGAUACGGCUCCCGAAUCCCCACCGUCGCCAACGAGAGCCGGCGACAAAACGCCCGACCCAUCGGCAAAACACGACAAGCGAAUGCUAGGUGACCCAGCAGCACCUGCAUCUGCCGCAACUGCACUUUCUUCGCCCCCUUGACGAGGUCGACCCAACGCAAGAGCACUACGACCUUGUCCUCCGGCAACCGAAAAACCAUGUUGGCGGAAUCAAUUUCCACCCCGAGGAACGACAGCACCUCAGCCGGACCCUCUGUCUUCUGUUCCGCGACCGGAAUGCCGAAAUCAGCUGCCACCUCCCGAAAAACACGCAGAAGGUCCCCACAUACCCCCGUCCCACGGUUUCCGACAAACAAAAAAUCAUCCAAAUAAUGUGUCACUGACACAAAACCCGAAACCUGAAUGACCACCCAUUCCAAAAAGGACGCAAAGGAAUCGAAAUAGGAGCAGGAAAUCGCACACCCCAUCGGCAGACACAUGUCAUAGUAGUAACUACCCUCAAAGUGGCAACCGAGGAGGUGAUGACACUCCGGGUGGACUGGUAACAAGCGGAAGGCCGAUUCAAUGUCGGACUUCGCUAACCAGGCUCCAACCCCGGCAUCCCUGACCAAUUCCAACGCCCUGUCGAAAGACGCGUACCGGACACGGCUAAACUCCUUAUCAAUGCCGUCGUUAACAGACUCACCUGCUGGAUAAGAUAAAUGAUGAAUCAUGCGGUAAGCUCCCUCCUCCUUUUUGGGGACCAAACCCAACGGUGACACCCGAAGAUUCACAAAUGGCGAACGGACAAACGGCCCUGCCAUCCUCCCCAAACUUACCUCUUUGUCCAAUUUUUCCCGCAACAUCCCUUCCCUACCCUGAAUCGAACGCAAGUUGUUAGCAAAACGCGGCUCCGCCGAGGGAACAAACGGAACCCAAAACCCCGACGAAAACCCGUCCGCCAACAGCAACGCAUCCCGCCGCUUAGGAUACCGAGCGAGCCACGGCGCCAUCCUUUCCCCUCUCACCGGGGUCCAGGCCUUUUGGGGCGGCGUCCGCGGCCCCACCUUUGGGAGGCACCUGUUUCCCCUUUUUGAAACAGCGCGACGCAGGAUGCGCUCCUCCACAGUGAGAACACUCGUGUCGAAAGCGGCAGGAACUAUACCACCUGCAAUGGCUCUCAUUGAAGAGCCAACAAACCCCUCGCUUAGGGCCAGCCGGCGCCCCUGGCGGACCGCCGGCUGCUCCCUGAAAGGGUGCCGGCCGGCUGGGAGUCAUGAGCAGCAGCCAAAGGCUGCCAUCCUGCACCCCGAAGUCCAACCCUGGGCAUACCGCCAUCUUCUGCCGAAAUUGCUGGUCAUAACGAAACCAGCAUUGACCGCCAUAUAUUUUGUAAGCCCCCCAAAUGAGAUCCAGGUACCCGAAUAACGAAGGGGCCCGUUCCGGGAACUGCCUGGACAACACACUGGCGAACACCGCAAACCCCUGCAACCAGUUCCCAAAAGUUCUCGGGAGCUGCUUGCCCUUGUCCCCUUCCCCCGGCUCCCCCCGCCGCGGCCUAUCCACGGCAUCCUUGUCCGGCGGAACCAGGGAAAGCAAAUCUACAAAUUCGCCGCGCACUAUCUUCUCGCGCGUCUCGCUAGGGACAUGCAUGCCCAGCGGAGAUAACUCACACCCAGGUAUGCUGGGGCGAAAAGCGCACAUUGGAGCUGCAGGCGCAGGCCCUGGCGCAGAAACCAACCCCCCUUGCGCAGCCCCUGGUAACCCUGCAACUAGGGCCCUAAGCAAGCGCAAAACCUCCCCUUGCGCCUCCCUGGAACCCCCUAUACUGGCCCCCAGACCACCCCAUGCGCUUGCGCAGGCUGACUCACCGGACACAGGAAGGUUGCCAGGAACCUGUUCCUCCAGCAGCUGCUCCUCCACGCUGUCUUCCUCUCCCACUGCCGCUUCUUCAUCCAUCUCCAGCCGGCCUCUCCACAGGCCGCCAUCCUCCGCUUCUUCUGGCCGACCACCGCCAUGGCCGCCAUCCCCCGAGCUCCUGAGCCGACCGCCCGGCCGGCCGCCGUCCCUCCAUGCCGCCCGGGCACUUUCCAGGCCAGCCUCCUGGCUGCCCGGCUCUCCGGACCGGUUUGCCCGGUUCCAAGAUGGCGGGGCCUGCGACGUCAGUGCGCUCCGUCGCACUGACGUCACGUACGCGCCCCGCGGCGCCUCCGUCGGCGUCACUCUUCCUGCGCGCCGGGCGCGCUCAGACGUCACUUCCGGCUGGGCCGGAAAAGAAGCCGGACUCCUCGACCGCGUCCCUCGUCCGCCGCCAUCUUGAUCCCGCCGACCAGCCUCCAUCUCUCGCCGCAGCCGCCCUCCUGCAGCCCGGACAGGUAAGGGGACACCUCCAUCCGCUCCACUCGCUCCGUCCGACCCGGGCACUCUCCUCCUGCCGCUGCUUCGCCGCACUGGGCUGGGGGAAAGGCGCGUAGGAGGCCUGGAUCGCCUAGGCCUUCUACCGCCAUCUUGUCUCUCCACAGGCUCCACCACUGCCGCCCCAGCGCUGCCACCCUGCAGGCCGGCCAUCACUUCACCCAACGACCCGGUGCCAUUCUCCGACAGAUAGGCCUGCAGCAUCUCCACCAGGGCCUCCUUGGACACCACCGCCAUAGCUCUCCCUGUGCCAAGGUGAGUAAUUCUUCUUGCCCGGUGAGCAGGUAAUUGAAAAGUCAAUAAAAGUUUUCCUUUGUCUUUUUUUUUUUUUUUUAACUCUCAGAAGGUGUAGGAAGAAGGAAGGAGAUUAACGAAAAGGGCGGGAAAGCUCCUUUUAGAUCUCUUCCUACCUACUGAGUGACCAGGGCCCACCCCCAGAUUCCCUUAUGUACUAGGUCCCUUAUUGCUACAUAUGUAUCCCUUUAUGUCCAUCCCCCCUCCCUGGGCAGCAGUCAUGUCUUUCCCUUCCUUAUUCAGUCCAGGGAAACCUUUCUUGCCAGCCACGCUGUGGAGUACUUGGACGCGUGUGAUGGAGCAUUGUCCUGCAUGAAAAUCAUGUUUUUCUUGAAGGAUGCAGACUUCUUCCUGUACCACUGCUUGAAGAAGGUGUCUUCCAGGAACUGGCAGUAGGACUGGGAGUUGAGCUUGACUCCAUCCUCAACCCGAAAAGGCCCCACAAGCUCAUCUUUGAUGAUACCAGCCCAAACCAGUACUCCACCUCCACCUUGCUGGCGUCUGAGUCGGACUGGAGCUCUCUGCCCUUUACCAAUCCAGCCACGGGCCCAUCCAUCUGGCCCAUCAAGACUCACUCUCAUUUCAUCAGUCCAUAAAACCUUAGAAAAAUCAGUCUUGAGAUAUUUCUUGGCCCAGUCUUGACGUUUCAGCUUGUGUGUCUUGUUCAGUGGUGGUCGUCUUUCAGCCUUUCUUACCUUGGCCAUGUCUCUGAGUAUUGCACACCUUGUGCUUUUGGGCACUCCAGUGAUGUUGCAGCUCUGAAAUAUGGCCAAACUGGUGGCAAGUGACAUCGUGGCAGCUGCACGCUUGACUUUUCUCAGUUCACGGGCGGUGUUAUUUUGCGCUUGGUUUUACACGCUUUUGGCGUAAUUUUUUUGCUGACUAUUUUGAAUGAAACGCCAUUUGCGCCUGGCGAUCACGCUUGUGAAGCUUUUGGUGUACUUAAGAAAGUGCUGCACUCUCUGCAAGAUAUCUACUGGUUUUUUGACUUUUUCUGAGCUCGUCAAGUUCUUUCUUUGGACCUAUUUUGCUAAAGGGAAAGGAAAGGAAGUUGCCUAAUAAUUAUGCACACCUGAUAUAGGGUGUUGAUGUCAUUAGACCACACCCCUUCUCAUUACAGAGAUGCACAUCACCUAAUAUGCUUAAUUGGUGGUAGGCUUUCGAGCCUAUACAGCUUGGAGUAAGACAACAUGCAUAAAGAGGAUGAUGUGGUCAAAAUACUCAUUUGCCUAAUAAUUCUGCACUCCCUGUAUUGAAAAGUUGAAUAGUUUUGUUGUCAUUACAAAAGAAAGAAAAAAAAACUGAAUAUUGAAGGAUAUAAUUGAUAUGUAUGUGAACAGGUUGUUAAUCCGAGGAGAAAUCUGAUUGCCAUUAUAAAGUCAAAAAGGAUUUUUUAUAUAGUUGUUAUUUGUGGCAUAAUUGGAAAUGGCUACAUUUGUUUUGGGGAUUUUGGGGGCUUUUUUUGGAUUAACAGCAUAAAAGAGUUGUGAAGAGUGAGUAACCUUAUACAGGAUACAGUCCAAAUAAACAAAAAUAUAAUCUAUCAUAUAACCUUUAUUAUAUCUAAUUAAAACUAAUCAAUAUAUCUGCAACACUUUUAAAUAGCACAGAUUAUGGGCACUAUGUGAUGAUGUCAUAUCCUGACAUCUCCACACAUUGGAUGCGUCUCCUACACACCUUUAACCCCUUAAGACCGCAGGACGUUCUAUGCUGACCUUAUUUAGAUGGCUUUAAACGCCGCUGGGCGGCAUAGAACGCCCUGCGAUCUUUUGUACUUACCUGGGAGCCCAGGGAGUCCCCCUCCGUACUCUUCGCCCCCCCUGGGCCAUGGACCUCGCGAUCACAUGGACGGCAUAGCCAUCUAUAGCAAUGCCAGCAGGGGGAGUGCCUGUAAUGACAGGUACUCCCCCUGCUGCCUGAAAUAAAAAAUUAAAAAGUUUAAAACAGUGUAAAAUUAAAUAAUAUAUACUAUAUAAUAUAUGAUCUAAGUAUAUAUAUAUAUACACAUAUACACACAUGCACAUAAAUACACAUACACUGUCUACGUGUAUUUUAAUAUUAAUAUAUACAUAAUUAUAUAUAUAUAUAUACAUAUAUAUAUAUAUAUAUAUAUAUAUUAAUAUCAAAAUACAUGUACAAUGAUAUUAAUUAAAUAUAUAUAUAUAAUUUUCAUUACACCAUAAAACCUGUACAUGGGGGAUACUGUUUUACUCAGAAGACUUCGCUGAACACAAAUAUUAGUGUUUCAAAACAGUAAAAUGAAUUACAACGACGAUAUCAUCAGUGACAGUGACAUUUUUUGCAUUUUUCACACACAAAUGGCACUUACACUGAGAUAUAAUUGUUGUGAUACUGUUUUGAAACACUAAUAUUUCUGUUCAGCGAAGUCUCCCGAGUAUAAAAGUACCCCUCAUGUACAGGUUUUAUGGUGUUUUCAAAAGUAACAGAGUCAAAUAUAAAGCUUGCAUUUCCGUUUUUUCACAUUAAAAUUUGUGAGGUUGCCUUUGAGACUGUACGGUAGCCCAGGAAUGAAAAUUACCCCCAUGAUGGCAUACCAUUUGCAAUAGUAGACAACCCAGGGUAUUGCAAAUGGGGUAUGUUCAGUCUUUUUUAGUAGCAAACACUGGCCAAAAUUUGCGUUCAAAUUAGUUUUUUGCAUUUUCAAAUAUUAACACUAACUUUGGCCAGUUUUUGUGACCAAGUGGCUAGUAAAAAAGACUGGAAAUACUCCAUUUGCAAUACCUUGGGUUGUCUACUUUUGCAAAUGGUAUGCCAUCAUGGGGGUAAUUCUUAUUCCUGGGCUACCAUAUGGUUUCAAAGGCAAUGUAACCAAUCUGGCGAAUUUCAAUGUGAAAAAAAUGAAAUAUGUAACACGCUAUAUUUGACCCUGUAACUUCCCAAAACACCAUAAAACCUGUACAUAGGGGUACUGUUUUACACAUGAGACAUCGCUGAAUACAAAUAUGUGUAUGUUACUGCAGUAAAAGCAAACAGUAUUAUAACAUUUACAGUUAAAUUCCUGCAUAUCCUUGGUGGGGAUUAUACCACCUAAGCUGUUUAUACUGGAGCAAGUUAUAUGCUCUAGAAAGUGUAAGUACAAUACUUUUUAUUAUUGAAUAUACUAUUAGUACUUACUUCACCAUAUUGCUACUAUCUCUUCUUAUAUCUACUAUGCACAUUGCACCUUGAGAACAUCCGUGGCAACUACUACGAAUCCUAAGGCGGGGAUUGUACCGUCCAGGCGCUUCACAGUAGAGCUCUGUUUUAGCUCAUUCAAAUGUGAGUGGACUGUACAUAGCUAUAAUUGUUUAUAUUUAAAAUUUAAAAUUUAAUCUACUGUAUUGCACUAUUAUUUUUUAUCUUAAUUUUUUUCCGAGGCUACGACUGAUUGGAAUAUUCAAGGAUAUAUGUAUGUAUUUUUUGCAUAUAUAAAUUACUAGGCGCGGUAUACGCCUUCUUUUCUUUCUAUUAUUCACUCACAAGGUUGGGGAAUCCUUGUUCUGUAUACUGCUGCCUGAUCACUAUAGUGAGCGCCUAUUAUUUUCUCUUUCUAUUUGAAAUGUCACAUAGAACUAAAAAUGUUUUUAAAAUUCUUAUUUUCUCCAAUUUUUUAAUAUUUUUUUCAUAUUAAAUUAUGUUCCACACCUAAAUAUUUGCUGUUAAAUGAAAGCCCUUUUUCCCCUGAAUAAUAUGAUAUAUAAUAAGUGUGGAUGCAUUUAAUAUGAAUGAGGUGAAUUACGGUUGGACAGACAUACAGCUCAAAUGCCAGGUUUUGUUUACGUUUUGUUUUGAUCACAACUUGUACAUUUGGCCGCGGUCUUAAGGGGCCCCUUAACCCCUUAACCCUUGCCGUUACGGCGUUCUAUGCCGUCGCAGCUUUAAAGGGCUUUAAAGCCGUUGCGGUGGCAUAGAACGCCAUAAUGGCUUAAGCCCAGAGGAGGUAAGAUUUACUUACCUCCGCCACGAUCCUCUUCGGGAGGGCUGCAUGACAGCCCAGGCAGCCCUCCCCCGGCAAAUGAGGCCCCCGGGGGCCAUGUGAUCACUCUCAAAGAGCGAACACAUGGCCCCCUAUAGCUGGCUGUGGAUCUGCCAGCAGGGGGACUGAAAUGUCAGACAGUCCCCCUGCUGGUGGAAAGUGUAAAAAAAAUAUUAAACAUGUAAUAAAUUAAAUGUAUUUAUAUAUAUAUAGAAUACAUAGUGUAUUUUAAUACUAAUAUUAGUAUAUAUAUUAAUAUUAAAAUACACUUAGAAUGACGUACAUAUAUAUAAUAUGUAUAUAUAUUAUAUAUAUAAUAGAUUUAUACACAUAUAUUAUUAUUAUUAUUAUGAUAUUUAUAGAGCGCCGUCAAAUUCGCUUUACAAUGGGUGGACGAACAGACAUGUAUUUGUAACCAGACAAGUUGGACACACAGGAACAGAGGGGAUGAGGGCCCUGCUCAAUGAGCUUACAUGCUAGACGGAGUGGGGUAAAAUUACACAGAAAGGUAAGUAUAGUAUUAGACUAAUGACAGUUGCAGAAGAGGAAUCAGUCAGGAGCUAUUAAUAGUUUAAUUGAUACGCUUUUAUGAAGAAGUGGGUUUUUAACGAUUUUUUUGAAGGAGUGGAGACUGGGUGAGCAUCUAACGGAGGAGGGAAGCGAGUUCCACAGGAACGGUGCAGCCCUCGAGAAAUCUUGAAGGCGAGCAUCAGAGGUGGGAGCACGGACAGAAGAUAGACGUAAGUCUUCAGCAGAUCGUAAGGGCCUAGACGGGACAUACUUGUGUAUAAGGGAGGAUAGAUAGGUGGGAGCAGCAUUAUGUAGAGAUUUGAAAGCAAGAACCAGAAUUUGAAAUUGAGCUCUAUAUUUUAUAGGAAGCCAAUGUAGGGACUGACAGAAGGGUGAGGCAUGGGAGGUGCGGGCGGACAGGAAGAUGAGCCUCGUCGCAGCAUUCAUUAUGGACUGUAACGGCGCUAGUUGGGAGCACGUAAGACCACAACAAGAGGACAUAGUCUUAAAUUAGAGGGACAAAGGUUUAAAAAUAAUAUCAGGAAGUAUUACUUUACUGAGAGGGUAGUGGAUGCAUGGAAUAACCUUCCAGCUGAAGUGGUAGAGGUUAACACAGUAAAGGAGUUUAAGCAUGCAUGGGAUAGGCAUAAGGCUAUCCCAACUAUAAGAUAAGGCUAGGGACUAAUGAAAGUAUUUAGAAAAUUGGGCAGACUAGAUGGGCCGAAUGGUUCUUAUCUGCCGUCACAUUCUAUGUUUCUAUGUUUCUAUGUUUCACUGAGAAGCCGAUUACAGUAGUCAAGGCGAGAAAGGACAGUGGAAUGGACCAACACCCUAGUCGCAUCUGGCGUUAAGUAGGGGCGGAUGCGCGCAAUGUUUUUGGAUGGAAAUAGAUUGAACAUAAGGCUUGAAGGAGAGGUCGGAGUCAAAGAGAACACAUAGGCAGUGAGCCUGCGUGGUGGAGCUGAUGGUAGCACCGUUGACUUGGAUAGGACACUCAUAGGUGUAACAACACUUAAGGGAGGAAAGACCAGAAUUUCAGUUUUGGCCAAAUUUAGUUUAAGGAAGUGGGAAGCCAUCCAGUUAGAAACAGCAGAGAGCCAGUCAGAGACACUAGUCAAGAGGGACGGGGAGAGUUUAGGAGAGGACAGGUAGAUUUGCGUGUCAUCUGCAUAGAAAUGAUAUUGGAAGCCAAAGGAGCUAAUGAGUUUACCAAGGGAGGCAUUAUAGAUGGAGAACAGUAGGGGACCAAGGACUGAACCUUGGGGGACACCAACAGAGAGGAGUUGGGGAGAAGAAGCAGAGCCAGAGAAAGAAACACUGAAAGAGCGCUGGGAGAGGUAGGAGGAGCACCAGGAGUGAGCAGUAUCUUGUAGACCAAUAUUGCGGAGGAUGAGAAGAAGCUGUUGAUGAUCAACAGUGUCAAAAGCCGCAGACAGGUCAAGGAAAAUUAGGAUAGAGUAGUGACCACGAGAUUUUGCAGUGAGUAGAUCAUUGGAUACUUUGGUCAGUGCCGUUUCCACAGAGUGCUUAGUGCGGAAACCAGACUGAAGCGGGUCUAGCAGAGAGUUGGACUCGAGGAAGUCUGUCAAUCUCGCAUACACAAUUUUUCAAGGAUCUUGGAUGCAAAAGGCAGUAGCGAGAUAGGACGAUAAUUGGAUGGGGAGUUAGGGUCAAGAUUGGGCUUCUUUAGAAUUGGGGUUACAGUUGCAUGUUUGAAGGGCAAUGGAAAUAUACCAGAGGAGAGAGAGAGAUUGAGAAUUUUAGUGAGAUGUGGAGAAAGAGAAGAAGACAGAGUACGGAUGAGGUGCGAGGGAAUUGGGUCUAGGGAGCAGGUGGUGGGGCGGGAGGACCGGAGCAGAGCAGAAACCUCUUCCAAUGUAGCGGGUGCGAAUGAACAUAGAACAGCAGAGGGAGUGAAGUUAGGGGAAGUAUUGUAAGGGGAAGAAGAAAGAUGAGAUAUCUCUUCUCUGAUUGUAGAGAUCUUGUCAGUGAAGUGAGUUGCAAAGUCUGAGGCGGUCAAGUUAGUAGGUGGAGGAGGAACAGCAGGGCGAAGAAGAGAGUUAAAUGUGUGAAAUAGUUGUUUGGGUUCGCGGGAGAGUGUGGUUAUGAGUGUAUUGAAGUAAUUAACUUUUGCAGAGGAAAGAACCAAGCUGUAUGAGCUCAGUAUAAAUUUAUAGUGGAGAAAGUCAGAGGCACAGUGAGACUUUCUCCAACAGCGUUCAGCAGUUAUGGAGCAUUUUUGGAGGUAUCGAGUGAGUUUGGUGUGCCAGGGUUGUUGUUGGGGGGGCCUGCGGCGUUUAAAUGUACAAGGUGCCAUGAUGUCUAGUUGAGAGGAGAGGGUGGAAUUGUAGAAGGAGGUUGCAGAACUAGGACAGGUGAGGUUUGAGAAAGGUAAAAGGAGAGUUUGGAGAUUAGUGGAGAAAUGCUCUAGGUCAAGACAUUGGAGUUUUCUGUGAGAGUGAUGUUCAGAUGGUGGUGUCAAUUGGGUCUUGGGUAUGCCAAUGUCAAAAGUCAGCAGAUGGUGGUCAGAUAGAGGAAAGGGAAUAUUGGAGAGAUUAGAGGCAGUACAGAGGUUGGUGAAGGCAAGAUCAAGAGUGUUUCCUGCUGUAUGGGUUGCUAGAUUGGACCAUUGGGUAAGGCCAAAGGAGGAGGUUACAGAAAGCAGACGAGAGGCAUCAGUGCAAUUGGGGUUAUUAAUUGGGAUAUUGAAAUCCCCAAGUAUAAGGGAAGGAGUGCUAGAUGAAAGGAAGUGGGGAAGCCAGGAAGAAAAGUGCUCAAUGAAUAGUCUAGGAUAACCAGGGGGGGGGGCGGUAGAUGAUAGCAAUUCUUAAAGGAGUGGGUUUAAAUAGGCGGACAGUGUGAACUUCAAAAGAAGAAAAGGAUAGGGCAGGGGGAGUUAUGAUUGGUUGAAAGGUACAUUGAGGGGAGAGAAUGAUGCCUACGCCGCCUCCUUUACAGUUGAGUCUGGGAGUGUGAGAGAAUUGUAGCCCACCAAAACAUAAAGAGGCAGGAGUAGCGCUAUCAGAGGGGGACAGCCAGAUCUCUGUAAGUGCAAGCAGUGUGAGUGAGUUUGAGAUAAAAAAAAGUUGUGUAUGGUUGUUGAUUUUAAAUUAUUGCAGAUGGAGCGGGCAUUCCAGAGUGCACAAUUAAUUUUGGUAAGUGAGGGUAAAGGGCAGGGUAUUGUAUUUUAUAUAUAUAUAUAUAUAUAUAUAUAUAUAUAUAUAUAUAUAUAUAUAUAUAUAUAUAUAUAUAUAUAAACGUAUAAUUACAAUAAUAAAUUAUUAAAUAAUAAAAUACAUAAAUAAAAUAUUGAAACAAAAUUUAAUAUAAAUUAUAUAUUCAUAUGUAAUUUCAUUCUAACUAUAUUUUGUUAUUAAUAUAUAUAUAUAUAUAUAUAUAUAUAUAUAUAUAUAUAUAUAUAUAUAUAUAUAUAUAUAUAUUGGUAACAAAAUACACUUAGAAUUACAUUCUAUAUAUAUAUAUAUAUAUAUCUAUCUAUAUAUAAUACAAAUAACCGCAAAUAUAUAUAUAGAUAAAUACAUAUAAUUACAUAAAAGAUUACAUUAGUAUACACGUAGAAUUUAAAUACCUAUAAAUGUAUAUAUAUUAAAAUUCUAUGUGUAUAUUUAAGUAAUCUUUUAACAUAAUUAUGUGAUUUGAUUAAUUAAAAUUUGAUUUGAGAAAGUGCAGAGAAUAUAAUUCGCAAGCACUAUAUUUGACCCUGUAACUCUCCAAGACACCAUAAAACCUGUACAUAGGGGGUACUGUUUUACUCGGGAGACUUCACUGAACUCAAAUAUUAGUGUUUCAAACUGGUAAAUUGUAUUACAACGAUGAUAUUUUAAGUAAAAUUAAAAAUUUUUUCAUUUUGUACAAACGAACGGCACUUUUAUGGACUAUAUUAUUGUUGUAAUAUGUUUUGCUGUUUUAAAACACUAAUAUUUGUGUUAAGUGAAGUCUCCCGAGAAUAACAGUACCCCCCAUGUACAGGUUUUAUGGUGUUUUGGAAAGUUAGAGAGUCACAUAUAAGGCUUGCAUUUCAUUUUUUUUACAUUGAAAUUUGCCAGAUUGGUUAUGUUGCCUUUGAGAGCGUAUGGUAGCCCAGGAAUGAGAAAUACCCCCAUGAUGGCAUACCAUUUUCAAAAGUAGACAACCCGAAGUAUUGCAAGUGGGGUAUGUCCAGUCUUUCUUAGUAGCCACUUAGUCACAAACACUGGCCAAAUAUUAGUUUUUUGCUUUUUUCAUACAAAAAUAAAUAUGAAUGCUAACUUUGGCCAGUGUUUGUGACUAAGUGGCUACUACAAAAGACUAAACAUACCCCACUUUCAAUACCUUGGCUUGUCUACUUUUUUAAAUGGUAUGCCAUUAUGGGUGUAAUUCUCAUUCCUGGGCUACCACACCGUCUCAAAGGUAACAUUACUAAUCUGGCAAAUUUCAAUUUGAAUAUGGAACGUUCUAUAUUUGACCCUGUAACUUUCCAAAACACCAUAAAACCUGUUAAUUGGGGGUACUGUUGUUCUCGUGAGACAUCGCUGAUUACAAAUAUGUGCAAUGUGUUGCAGUAAAACCUAACAGUAUUAUGACAUUUACAGCUAAAAUGUGAGGCGGAACUAUACAUUUUUAAAAAAUUUUUAACAUUUCUCACAGUUUUUUACAUUUUAUUCAUAAUAAAUUAUGUUUCAUAGCUGAAUAUUUAUUAAAUUAAGGCCCUGUUUCUCCUGAACAAAAUGAUAUAUAAUAAGUGUGGGUGCAUUUAAUAUGAAAAAGGUGAAUAACGGUUGAACAGACAUAUAGCGCAAAUUCCAGGUUUUGUUUACGUUUUGUUUUGAUCAGAACGUGCACUAUUGACUCCGUCCUGAAGGGGUUUGGACUGAGCCAAAUGUACACGUUGUGAACAAAACAAAACGUAAACAAAACGUGGCAUUUGCGCUAUAUGUCUGUGCAACCGUUAUUCACCUUUUUCAUAUUAAAUGCACCCACACUUAUUAAAUAUCAUUUUAUUCAGGGGAAACAGGGCUUUUAUUUAAACAUUUAACUAUGAAACAUAAUUUAAUGUGAAAAAAAUAUUUUAAAAAUGGGAGAAAAUUAGAUUUUUUUAGUUCUAUGUGACAUUUUAACUGUGAACGUCAUAAUACUGUUUACUCCAAUGAAAUACACACAUUUUUAUUCAGUGAUGUCUCAAGUUACAGAGUCAAAUAUAGCAUGUUACAUUUUUCAGUUUUUUCAUAUUGAAAUUCGCCAGAUUGAUUACGUUGCCUUUGAGACCAUAUGGUAGCCCAGGAAUGAGAAUUAUCCCCAUGAUGGCAUACCAUUUGCAAUAGUAGACAACCCAAUGUAUUGCAAAUCGGGUAUGUCCAGUCUUUUUUAGUAGCCACUUGGUCACAAACACUAGCCAAAGUUAGCGUUAAUAUUUGUUUGUGAAAAAUGCAAAAAAACUAAUUUGAACGCCAAUUUUGGCCAGUGUUUGUGACUACUAAAAAAGACUGGACAUACCCCAUUUGCAAUACCUUGGAUUGUCUACUAUUGCAAAUAGCAUGCCAUCAUGGGGGUAAUUUUUAUUCCUGGACUACCAUACGGUCUCAAAGGCAACAGAACCAAUCUGGCAAAUUUAAUGUAAAAAAAAUGAAACGCAUGCCUUAUAUUGACUCUGUAACUUUUGAAAACACCCUAAAAUCUGUACAUGAGGGGUACUGUUAUACUCGGGAGACUUCACUGAACACAAAUAUUUGUGUUUCAAAACAGUAAAAAGUAUCACAGCAAUAAUAUUGUCAGUGUAAGUGUAAGUACAUUUUACUGUUUUGAUACACUAAUUUUUGUGUUCAGCGAAGUCUCCUGAGUAGAACAGUACCCCCCAUGUACAGGUUUUAUGGUGUCUUGGAAAGUUAUAGGGUUAAAUAUAGUGCUACCAAAUUAAAUUCCUGGACUUUCGGCCUGGGUGUCAGGCAGGUCCCGAAAAUUGUAAUUAAUAAAAUGACCUAAGUAUGUAAAAAUAUUAUAUAAACAUAUACGAAGAAUUAAUAUAUAUAUAUAUAAUUUUUAAAAUUAUUUUUAUUUAUAUAUAAGUAUAUAUAGUGAUAUAUAAGUAUAUACUUAUGUAUAUAUAUAUAUAUAUAUAUAUAUUAUUUCGUUCUGCGUGUAUUUUGAUAUCUAUAUAUAUAUAUAUAUUAAUAUCAAAAUACAGUUAGAACGUAAUUACAUUUGUUUUUUAAAACUAUUCAGUUUUUUAUAUUAUAUAUAAAUAUAUAUAUAAUUAUAUAUAUACAUAUAUUUAAUCAAUAUCAUUGUACGUGUAUUUUGAUACUUAUAUAUAUAAUUAUAUUUAUAUUAAUAUUAAAAUAUACUUAUACAAUGGAUGACCUCGUGAUCACAAGGCCCAGGAGGGCCGGAAUGGAAGCAGGGGGACUCCCUGGGAUGCCAGGUGAGUCCCCCCACCAUGAUUGCCAGUGUGUGGAUCACUGGCGACCGGGUAAGUGAAUAGGACGGCAGGGACAUUCUAUUCCGCCCUCUGGUGUUUAGGACCGAGUCCCCAAGGACGGCAUAGUAGGGGGUGCGAAGUUUAUCUCACAUUGCUAUUUACAGCCUGGCCAUUUUUAUUACACACUACCUUAAUGAUAGAACUUCAUCAAGAGCAGGACCUUAUAAGAAAAUAAUCCAUAUGUUAAUUGCCAAUAAAAGGGACUGGAUUCCAAUUUAAAACUUUCACAUUAUUAAACAUAUAUUCAGCCUUACCCUCCAAUUUACCAAGUCAACAGACAUUCAUAUCUAGCGUUCAAAGGUUCAAAUGAAAUAUUAAGUAAUUCAAUGCUGUUCUGCAAUACAAAUAUAAAUGACACCAAGAACAUAGUUCAAACCAAAUCACAUGACAUGUGCACAGUCGUUAUUCGGCAUGUGCUAAAACCUUAAUAAAAUAACUCUGUGACACCAUUUCUGUUGGAGUAUAAAGUCCACAGCUUUAUUAAAAAUUUUAAUUCAACAAUUUAACAAUUUAGGGUCAUUGUCACAAGUAUUAAUUAUGUCCGACCUUCUUGCCCAAUACCCCCGACAAUGACCCUACCAAAUAACAUAAUAAAACAUUCCAAUAAUACAUAACGUUUAACCCAUGGCCUACCAAAGAGGCCCCAUAACCAUAUGUUUAACUGUAGGGGUGUACCCAGACACCCCUACACCCCCAGAUUCGUAGCCACCAACGAGCUAGAACCUACAAACCAUUUUCCACUUCGGCAUAGUCCAGCCUAGACCUUGGCCUGCCCACUUCCUAUUCCACCUAAAUCCUCUUUAACCCAGGCCCUAUUCCCGCCGUUGUGACCAAACGGGAAACUACCUACCAAACAAGACAACCGAACACAAAGGGAGGAUGGGAGGGACAAGUAUCAAGUAAGUGUGAUUUUGAUUAAAAAGGCCAGUUCACCAAAUUGGCUGUUAUUUAAACCCUUAUUCUCCUCCCCCCCCUGUCCAGACAUUACUUUUCCACACUCCUUGACCUUAACUUCACCUGCCAACUCUCUGGCCCUGUCAAGGCCCACUCCCCUCCUGUGUUGCUCCAUGGGCUUCAAGCGUGUUCUUGUCAAUAUGGAUCUAGGACUUGUAGGAACAUUUCUUCUGAUCGUCUGUAUCACGGUUCUGUUGUAUUUAAAUUCGUGGAGAAGCCACAUCAAGAAGGGAAAUCUGCCCCCUGGACCUACAGCUCUGCCCCUGUUGGGAAAUAUUCUCCAAAUUAGCACUAAGGAAUUGCCCCAGUCCCUGCUUCAGGUGAGUUUUAUUUCACUAAAAAAUAUUGCGAGGUCCAUCAAAACAACAAUUAAUUUCUCUUACAGGCUGUUUAAAAAGGAUUUUCUGAAUUGAUGGUUGCUUAAAGGGAAACUGUUAUUAAAUAGGUAUUUAUGAAAACAAUUGUGAAAAGUAAAAUGUAGAAAUGUACACCUCUUUAUCCUGCAACUGGGCACCUCCACCUUCAUUGCCUGUCAAGCAUUGUUAUCAUGUCUUUACACCUGGCAGUCAGCGGAGAGAAGGCUUUGCCUUGUCUCAACUGGAUCAUGAUCAUUGCUAAAACUUUAAAAUAUAUUUAAAAUGUAUUCAAUUGUGUAAUUGACAGACAAGUGACAGUUCCCCUUUAAUUUAUCUGGGAUUGCUGAAUAUAUAAUAAGAAAGAGAUUCCAUAUUAAUCCUAAUACAAUUGAUGAAUGGAAUGUUUAAUCUUUUUUCUAAAUAUUUUUUUCCAAUGCUCCCUAUAUUAUUUAAUAUUUUGCAGUCUACCCAUCUCCUUCACAUGUUGGUGCAUUUAAGUACCUAGAAUCAAUAUUGCCAAGAUCUGCAUUUUUAUUUCACAGACUGCGUUUAAAUUGAAUAGAGUGAGUUUAAUUCUGUGAAUUUAACAUUUAGGCUUUAUUUAAUGUACACCUAGAAAAUAAAACUAUCCAUUCAUCCAUCCACAAACCCACCCACCUACCCACCCACCCACCUACCCAUCCAUAUCCACCCACCUAUCUAUCUAUCUAUCUCAUAUCAAAAUUGCCCGUAACAGAAUCUGAGUCUCUUGCUUUUUGGAAUUGCGUAAAACAGUUCUUCAAAAUAACAACUUACAUAACGGUAACAGUAAUUCAUAACAUCUGGGAAGACUGCUGGGUAAUGCAAGUCUUGGUUUUCUUUGACAUAUUGCUUGACAUAUCACUAAUGGGAGUGGGAAAAAAAGAUAGAGAGACUGGAGCUGUGGGGUGUUACAACCUGUCAAGAACUGUGGCUGUAGCAUGAAAGGAAGCAUGUAUGUAUGUGACUGUAGUGUAGUGUGUUUGUGUGCGUGUGAGUCUUUGUCUAUAUAUGUUUUUGUGUAUCUGUUUGUGUUUCAUUCCCUCACAAAGAUCUAUCUAUCUAUCUCUCUGAAGCUGAGUGAGAAAUAUGGACCCGUGUAUACGAUUUAUCUGGCUAAUAAACGAGUAGUCAUACUUAUUGGAUAUGAAACGGUGAAAGAGGCUCUCGUUGAUCACAGUGAUGCAUUUAGCGACAGAGGUAGCACAUACCUUUUUGAUUUUAUCUUCAAAAAUUACGGUAAGAAUCCAAGUAUUAUAUUUUAAUGGUCUGAAGUCCUACACCGCAAUACUUUACAAAAAAUAAUCUAAACAAAAUAGUUGCACAUUGUUUCUCUAUUAAUAUUUACAUCAGCAAUUUAAUGCUGUUAAUUCGUCUAACCCUAUGUACAUAUAUUGAAUGUGGCAAAACAUUUUACCACUACAACUUUCCCUGGCAGUGAAUUACAUAUCUUGACUGAUCUUACUAUAAAUAACAAUGUUUGUUCUGACAUGGAAGCCUCAAUAUGUAUAAAUAAACCUUAAUUUAGUGAAUAAAUAAAUAAAUAAAUACGUCCACUGUAAAUUCAUGGGAAAUCCAUCAGGAAAAUUUUAAGGGCAGAAUGGUAAGGGUCCGUGGCAUUUUGAAGUGUAUUUGGACCUUUUUAGAAGUCAUUAUGAGUAAUGCAGAGAGGUAGGGAAUGAUGCAUUGAUUCUUCCUGAUGGCUAGAAUAAUAUUCUCCAAAGCUUUUAGUGUAAUAACUAUUUGCUAAAAAUGGUGGCAUCCAGUAUAUUUCUCGUUGUGGUUGUUUGUAGGAGUGAUCAUGAGCAAUGGGGAAAGGUGGAAGGCAAUGCGGAGAUUCGCUCUCAUGACACUGAGAAAUUUUGGAAUGGGGAAGAGAAGCGUUGAGGAGAGAAUCCAAGAGGAAGCUCAGUAUCUUUCUGAAGCCUUCAGGAAGUAUAAAGGUCAGUAGAAGCUGCAAACCUAUAUUGGAAACAUAAUCUAAGCAAAAUUCCUCCUACUCUCCAUCUCUGGUCUUCCAGGAUGGAGGAACUCAGAGCCACAGGACACAUGACAUUCAGUUUACAGAAAAAAAUGACAACUUAUACAUAAGUCUGGUCUCACUGGAUACUCACAAUUUCAGAUGAUACCUUCAAAUGCUUGCUAACUAAUUUAUUAUUAUUACUAUUAUUAUAUCAUUAUUAUAAGUUUUAUUUAGUAUUAUUUGUAAAGUGUCAGUUAAUUACGAAGGGUUGCACAAUAGAUGAUCAACAGAUAUGUAUUUGCAACAAGAUGGAAGUACAGGAACAGAGGGCAUUGAGGGACCUGCUCAAAUGAGUUUACAUUCUAGAAGUGAAGGGUAUGAUGUAUUUAAUAUACACUAUACACUAAUUUUGUUUCGGUUCGGAAAUUCAGGUAAGUAACAAAAUGUGUCUUCUUUGGCAAUUCGGACCAAUUGCAUUCUGUUCGGUUCGGCACUUCAGAACUAUGGCGCUUUGGAACUUCGGCACUUCAGACAUUUGUAAGCAUCCAAUUUGCACAUGUCUGUGGUCACAUGAAUACAAGCCAACACCCUGGAAGCCUAAUUUAUAUACUAUCCCACCUAAACGACUCUGUGUGCCAAGUGUCAGUGACAAAAUCACCAAUAUUGUAAAGCACUACGAAAUCUUUUGUCGCUAUAUAAAUGGCAAUAAUAAUAAUAAUAAUUGGCUGUCCUCUUACAUCAAUCACAAAUAUUUUAAGAUUCCUUUCAUCAUUUACGUAAUUUUCCCGCCUUCUCUCUUGUUUUGCCACUUUUCAGAAAUCUGAAUCACUUCGGCACUUCGGAGCUUCGGAGUGUCCGAGUUUCGGCGUUUCGGAGCUUCGGCACUUCCGAACUACUGAACUUCGGAACUUUGGCACUUUGGACAUUCGUAAACAUGUGAAUGUCCGAAUGGCAUGAAAUUUGUGUGAAUAUACAUUCGGAACGAAACGAAUCGCACAUGUCUAAUGUACAUGAAAAAGUUGGUUACUAAAAUAGUUUACAGUGAAGGGUUAGGUUUUUGGAUGGCACAGUGGCAGGAUAGAAAGCAGGUUGGCUUACCAAGGCAUGAGGAGGGAAUACCAUUCACAGUUUAAUAGAUUUGCUUUCCUGAAGAAGUGAGUUUUUAGUGAUCUUUUGAAGGAACUGAGAACGGGUGAGAGUUUAACAGAGCAGGGAAGGGAGUUGCACAGGAACAGUGCAGCCCUAGAAAUCACAAUAGUCAAGUUAGUAAGGGGAAUCUCUGUUGUUAUGCCUUACAUUCUCCAGGUUGCACCUUAGACCUCAAUAUACACCUAUAAACAAGUUUCUUUUGUGUUUGUUGUAAUACCUUUUCAGUUUUGACACUUGUUAGACUAAAAAAAACUUGUGAUUUACAAAAAAAUAAAUAGUACUGGACAUUUAUAUGAUAAUCAGCAAUAACAAGAGCAAUUAUGUGGAGAGGAGGAUAUGACAUUACUUAAAUGGAUUACUCUAUGACAAGUCUCACACGAUGUUACUCGCAAUCAACUACUAUAUAUUUUACUGUGGAAUGUUGUAGAAUUUGUUGCACUUUAUACAUCACAUAAUAAAAUCUGCAUAAUGGAGGAUGUGGUGAUGUGUGGUGCAUAGCAUAUAGUAUAUAACAGUAUAUAUGUUAUAGCCUUAUUUUUAUCCCAGGGAAUUAAUAGUAUUUGAUCAUUGUUGGUGGGUGAGCAUUUAUUUUCCAAACAUUCCAUUCACACUUUUACAAUCAUUAUAUACUUAUUUCCUUUAAUAAAGUAGGCACUGCUCAGUCUAUUUAAUCUCUUGGAAAUGUGUUCAAUUUGCAGUAAAAUUAUAUUAUUCUUUGACGAACACAAUUUUUGAGUAUUUAACUUGUUCUUGCAUGGAGUGUUCUGAGAUAUUGUUUUUUUUUUUAAAGAUGAUACAUUUUAUGUACUUGUAUUCCAAGUAUAUCUUUUAACAUUUCCUAUAAUUCUAAUAACAGAGACUCCUUUAGAUCCCAUAACUCUCCUGGGACAAGCAGUGUCCAAUGUGAUUGUAUCUAUUGUAUUUGGAGAAAGAUAUGACUACGAAGACAAGAAAUUUCAGAAACUUUUGGCAUAUGUUAGAGAUAUCGGUAGACUGGUAAAUUCUCCUUCUGGUCAGGUGAGUUUUGGCUGAUAACAUAUGUGACUAUCGGUGCAUAUUAUGAAAAUAUUAUUCAAUUAAUCUUGACAAAUAUACCCAAAAAGCACACUAUAGUUAUUAAUUUGUUUUCCUUAGAGGAGUUCCAUCUUUAUUUAUUAUUAACCAUCUGUUUUCUAUUAUAGCUGCUCAACAUUUUUCCACAUGUGGGGAGAUGGAUCCCUGGACCUCACCAGAACAUUUUCACAAUUCUGAAUAAACUCAGAGGGUUUUUUAAAGAUCAGGCACAAUCUCACCGAAAGACUCUGGACACAAACUGCCCACGGGACUUCAUAGACUGCUUUCUGAUAAAGAUGGACCAGGUAGGACACUGUAAUAUAAGAAUUGUUCAGUUCUAAAAACAUCUAGAAUCUACAAUUAGUAUCUCUGAAAAUGAUUGGAAAAGAAGCUUUAUCAUAAUUUUACAUACUGUUCUAGGAGAAAAAUAAUCGCACUACUGAAUUCCAUGAUGAGAAUUUAUUGUCUACCAUAAUGGAUUUAUUCUUUGCCGGCACUGAGACUUCAAGCUUAACACUAAGAUAUGGCUUCCUGAUACUUCUUAAAUAUCCAGAGAUACAAGGUAUUAUUACUAUUAUAUGUUACCCUUUAUAAAGGGGUACAGAUAGUGCUCAGAGUAAACACUAUUAGUUUGUUUAGAUUAUAUUUCUCUUAAUUAACUGCUAGGCCAUAGUGUAAAGACAUAAAAGGAAGACCCUGGGAGCACUAGACACCUAAGGUCAACAAUUAGGACGUCCCUCGAACUGAAAAGUGAAUGUAUUAAAAUGUAACUUUUAUUGCUUUGUUAAAAUUAAAAAAUAUGAAACUGAUCAAUAACAAACAUAUAUCCAAAAAUAAUCGAAAAAACAAAAACAAAAGACUAGUAAAAGAAAUACUAUGAUAGGCUAGAAAGGUGCGUGGGGCCAGACCUAUACUUAGGAAGUGUCCAAAUGGCUGGUGACUAAUCUCCCAGGUGUCUCACGGGCAACACCUGUACAAAAGUCUGUAGCUCAAUGAAAUAAUAGGUCAAAAUAGGGAGGAAAUAGCACAGGGAUUUGCUGUAGUUCUAGUAAAAGAUAAAUGUGCUGUGUGAAAGGCGCUUAGAAAAUGUGAAUAUAGUACAAUACACAGUAUAUUAGUAGCAGCUUGCACACCAAAAGUAGGAACUCUUCAACCUACUUAUAAUCAAAUGUAUAGGAAAAAACACUAUAGUGCAAAUACAUGCAGAAAACAGUGCAAAGGUGGAGCGCUAAAAAAUAGAAACACACACUUACUCCUGCAACUUUCAGGAGGUUAUGGAAAUGAUGGUAAUGAGAUCCUUUAAAUUGCCAUAUUCAAUGAGAGACCUCAGAAUGGAGACAAAAAUAGGAGAAAUAGGGAAGCAAAGCUAACCCUAGUGCAGAUAUCCUUAAUAUAGUAGGUAAUCAGGUGAGAAAAAUAACAAUUUACUUCUCACCUUGUCAGGAGCCUUUAACUGGGCUCCAAGUGUAUAAGCACAGUGUCAAUUAUAGAGUGACACUUCCCUUCUUGAUAGCAGCAUAAAUAUAUCACUAGUCAACUUGGUAACAGAAAUAAACAUUUAUUGCAACUUAUUAAAAACAAAUAAAAUCUGUAUACUCAAGUGCCAGUGCUGUGUCCAAGACGCGUUUCGCCGAUAUACUGUUCGGCUUUCUCAAUUGGUGGACAUAAUGCUGCUAAACCAAGGUUUAAAUACCCAUUAGUAGGGGGCUAAUUGGAGGGGAACGUCCGUGAUACAUCCAAUCACGGCGUUAGUCCCAGUGUGAAGCCCAGCUGCUUCCGAUAUCCCUGAUACCAUGACGUCAUCACGCAUGACGCCUCGUGCGCGUGACGUCACUUACGGAAGUGGGCUACGAUCAUGCACAAUUACAUACAAUAUCACAUACAAAAGUUUAUAAUAAAACAAUUUGGCGAAUAUCAUAGGAAAGUCCUAUUUAAUUGAAUCAAUUUAUCCAGUCAUUGGUGAUGUUAGGACCAUUUUGCUUGGUGGGUAUCCUCAAUGAUAUUGCGGCCAUCUUGCUUAAGGGCAAAUCCAUUCGGUAUCCAAGUUCAGAUCACUGAUUGUCCAAUAUCCCAGAAAUGUCCAUAAAUAUAAAUAGUUCUCCGAAAUAAAUAUAAAUAGUUCUCCAAUGAUCGUGGUAUUAUACUUACCAGUCACUAUAGUAAAACUUCGGUUUAAUUUUUGGACCUUAAUAAAUAUGUGGAGGAUGAUAUACUGAAAUCUUGCACUUUCUUUAAAAGCGUGAUGACGUCAUGGUAUCAGGGAUAUCGGAAGCAGCUGGGCUUCACACUGGGACUAACGCCGUGAUUGGAUGUAUCACGGACGUUCCCCUCCAAUUAGCCCCCUACUAAUGGGUAUUUAAACCUUGGUUUAGCAUCAUUAUGUCCACCAAUUGAGAAAGCCGAACAGUAUAUCGGCUGUAGUUCUCGUACCUCAUUCUAUAUGUACUCUUUAUUCAGCCCUUGGAGUUUCUGUGCAGGAUGGAUCAACAUAGUAUGACACCCUGAGGUGUGCUAAAUAAUAAUGAUAUAUUACAGUGUCCUACCUGGUCCAUCUUUAUCAGAAAGCAGUCUAUGAAGUCCCACGGGCAGUUUGUGUCCAGUGUCUUUCGGUGAGAUUGUGCCUGAUCUUUAAAACACUCUUGGAGUUUAUUGAGAAUUGUGAAAAUGUUCCGGUGAGGUCCAGGGAUCCAUCUUCCCACAUGUGGUUUAUAAGAAACAAAGAUGGAUUUCCUCUAAGGAAUACAAAUCAAUAACUGUAGAGUGCUUUUUGGGUAUAUUUGUCAAAAUUAAUUGAAUAAUAAUUUCAUAAUAUGUACCGAUAGUCACAUAUAUUAUCAGCCAAAACUCACCUGACCAGAAGGAGAAUUUAUCAGUCUAACGAUAUCUCUAACAUAUGCCAAAAGUUUUAGGGGUCUAUAGAACUUUAGUGAGGGUUAUCCCCUAUAGGUUCGUCCCUGACACACAACCACUAGAUCCCCCAAGGGGUUACUAGAUCUCAGUUCAAUAGGCCAUAGUGUGACCCAUGUCUUCUUUCUUUCAAGAGACAUGUUCUAUAGUUCUGACUGAGCAAACAUUUGACAGAAAUGGAAAUGAAAAUGUCUUGCUGAUUGGACCGAGGCUUCCUGUUCACAGCAUGGUAGAUAGAUUUAAUUUUAAAGACUUUUAUGAAUUAUACAGAGAUGAAAAGAUCAAAUCACAAGCAAGCAGUAAGGAAAAUACAACUGAAGAAGUGUGAGUUUUAAGAAACUUGCCAUAUACAUGGUGAUUCUGAUAAAAUAGCAUAAUAUACAUUAUUCAAAUAACUGCUUAUUUAAUAAUUAUUAACACAUCCAGCAGCUUGACAUUUCUGGAUUAUUUUUAGAAUAUAGAAUAUAGAGUUCUUUUACCAUUAAAUUAUAUCCAUUAUUUUUAAAUCGAACAGCUUAUCAUCACUAACCCUGGUCAGUGUCAUUAGGAAGGACCAUGGCAGCAGUUGUGAUUUAAAGAAGAGUAUACUUUAAUCCAAAUUAUAAAUCUAGUUGCAGUCUUUUUGUUGUUGUUUUUUUUCCUAUGGGUAUGUUUUAUAUUUCUGUGAUUACAUUGUCUUUGGUCUAUUUCAUUCAGAAAGGAUCCACAAAGAGAUAGACCGUGUGAUUGGCCAUGAUCGCUGUCCAUCAGUAGAGGACCGUAGUGAGAUGCCGUACACAGAGGCUGUGAUCCACGAAAUCCAAAGAUUUGGCGAUAUUGUGCCUCUGGGAGUACCGCAUGCAACCAGUAAAGACACGACCUUCAGAGGAUAUGACAUUCCUAAGGUCACUGACUUUACGUAAUAUAUAGAAAGUAAUUAAAAUUGGGAAAUUUAGAGUAAUUAUUAUUAUUAUUGCCUUUUAUAUAGCGCCAACUUAUUCCUCAGUGCUUUAUAAUAUUACAAGGAUAUAGAAGUGAUAUUAAUAAAACAAUUGUAAAAUAUUGUAGCCAUAUGUAAAUGAGAUGGGUAGAUAACUAGAUAUUUAGACAGACAGAAAGGAAGAAAGAUAGAUAGAUGGCCAUAGAUUCCCCAUCACUUCUCAAGGAAUGUACAGGGAAUGUUGAUCAUCAAGUUUUUAGGACACUGAUUUGAUUUCGUUAAAUGUUGGAAAAUAAUGAACACGCCAUAUGACUGCUAUGUGUUUACAGAUAUAUCUUUAUAUUUGAAUUACAGGGUACUAUGAUUUUCCCUAUACUGACUUCUGUCCUGAAGGACCCCAAGUACUUCAAAAACCCCAAUUCAUUUGACCCUGAUAAUUUUCUGGAUGAAAACGGCUGCUUUAAAAAGAAUGAAGCGUUCAUACCAUUUUCUGCAGGUAAAUACAGUGUAUCAAAGUAAAUUCUACCGUGUGGACAGACAUGUGUGAGUACGUUUGUGUUUAUGUUUGGAUAAGGCUGUAGGAUACUUGAAAAGAUUUAAGGUUUUUUGAAUCUUUAAAAUUGAAAGAUUGUAAUUAAAACAUUUACUAUGAUAUAAUUAUUUUUUAACAAGUUAGCCAAAUGACAUAUCAGUCUUUCUACAUUUUGUGUUAAUAUUUUGUUGAAGCUACAUUCAGUGCAUAUCUUUCCAUAAUUCACCCUCCAGGUAAACGUGUGUGUGCAGGGGAGGGUUUGGCUCGUAUGGAGAUCUUUCUAUUCCUCACCACCAUCUUGCAGAAGUUCACCUUAAAGCCAACAGUGAACAAAAAGGACAUUGAAAUAACUCCAGAGCCAGGAAGCAGCGCUACAAGACCUCGCCUAUACCAAAUGUAUGCUGUGCCUCGCUCACAUCCCUAGAUGGGCUAAUUAAUCAUCAAUAUUAUGAUAACUUGAUAAGAAACACACCAUAUUGAAAAUAUUCUACUUAAAAUAUUGAAUGACCUUUUCCUUUUCUUUUUUGCUCUUUUGACAAGUUGAGUAUGUUAUUCCUUUGAUUCUUGUCUUAUUAUUUCAGUCAGUAGCCCAUGGCUCACAGUGAGCACCAGCUGUCAUGUGAAUAUUUUAAUGUGGACAUCACAUCACAUCAGAAAUCUAACACCUCCCCACAUUCAAAUGUGUUUUGUUGCCUUUGUAAAAAUUUUAAAAACUUUGGUUUAAUAACAACAGUAAUUAUGAUUGUAAAAUGACUUUAUGGUGCAUUCCACUCAUACAGCUGUACAAAUAUUAAACUUAUCUUCAGCAAAAAAAAUGUUUCAAUUGAACUACUUUGUCGAAUUAUUUUUUUUUUUUAGACUGGCUGAAUUUUGGUCACAUGAAGAUUUGGCUAGUUCGAAUUUAGGUAAUGAAAAGGAGUCAAUUAUAUAUAUAUUUUUAAAUUUAUCAAAAAUGUAGAAUUUAUAGUUCUAGAAAUAUAAACAUAUUUUUAUUUUAUAUACUUGAUCUGUGAAUAAAGUUGAUAUUUAGUGACUGUUCCAUCAAUUAUCAUUUUUUACCACCAACUAUCCCUUUUUUUUUCUUCAUGUUUUCAUGUAUAAUCUUUAUUGAUUUUCAUAAAAAGGUAAAACCAAAGGGGGUACAGAACAAAGAUAAGUAGGGGGAUAAUCGAGUAGAUACGUUUCUAAAGCAUACUACCAUGUACCUAUGUCUUAACCAAUUUAUGCAAAUAAUGUUCAAUCGUAUGCAUUACCUUUGCAAUAAUACCAUAUGUGUAAUAGUAUGCAUAACAUAAAUUAUACGUAUACAAUCAUGUAUAUACAAAUACCUAUAUAUGUCACACCAGCAACCACAGAGCCUCAUCAUCCUAUUAUGGGAACCAUGUGGUGGUAACAAUAUGUAGAAUCAACUAUUUGGUAAAGUAGUCGAAUUGCUUGGUGCUAUGGUAUAGGUAUAGGAUGCCUCGGUAAUUGUUAUAAUUGUUAUAAUCUGUGCUCGAUUUGUUGCCGUCUCUUUUAUAAAGUGGUGGAUUUACUUAGCGUAUGACCUGUGUGCAUCUCUCGAUCAGAGGUAUGUGAAGAGGAAAAGUAGAGAGAAGAAGUAGGAAGGGAGGGAGAAAAGAGGAAAGGGGAAAGGGGAAACCCUCAUAUGCUAGAAGAACGUGCAGUUAGGGUAUAUGAAGUUUAUUUCGUUAUUUUAGACCAGACUGGCAUAUUGUUUAUGUGCGGUUUCCCAAUUGCUCCAUUGAUCAUGAAAUUUGGUCAAAUUUCCCUUUUUCGCCCAUUCACUUUUGUGAUGGUAAGUAGUGUUGACUCUACGAAGUAUCUCUGGUACAGUGGGACAAAUGUCACUUUUCCACUGAGCCACAAUGCUUAUUUUGGCUGCUAAUAAGAUAUUGAUAACUGCUUCUUUAGAAGGGAUAUGGUCUAAGUCAGGUAUUAGAUGAAGAAGAUAACUAGCUGGGCUAAAAUGGAUUGGUGUCUGGCUUUGGUUUCUGGUAUCCAGUACUCUUUUUACAAUUCUUGUUUAGUUUUCUUGGUUUUUUGGUUUUCUAUUCUAUGUCUGGUUUUCUUUAUGCUGGGAUUUCUGGGUUCAUUCCUGUAUUCCGUCCCUGGAAUUCCCAGUCUCUUGGAUUCCUUUAAAUGUUUGUUUUAUGUUGCCACACCCGUUUGAUUUCCAUCAUUCCUUUUGUUUCAGCUUGGACCUGCAGCAGUGUUUCAAGUCUCUGCCCUUUCUUGCAGGUAAGUGCUAUUGUGGUUUAGUAUGGUUCUUUUAGCGAACAUUAGGCAGUUUUGUUUUCAUGUUUGGUGCCUAUCCUAGUCUUGCCUUGUUUCUGUACUGGAUACAUGUCUGCUGCAGAGCCUCCCUAUUCAGCUCCUGGGAGGUCUGCUUAAUUCCAAGCUUCAAGUUCCUGGGAUCCACUGUAGCUGCAUCAGGGACCUGGUAUGUGGCCACACAAACUGGAAACUUUUAAGAAUUGAACUGGGGAGGGUAAUGGGUAGUGUUCUGUAUAGAUAAAGUAUAUGGGGUAAUACCAUCAUUUUUAUAGAAUUUACUCUACCUAUCCAAGAUGUAUUAAAUUUGUCCCACGAUUGCAUCUAAUUGGAGAUUUUAGUGAGCACUGCUUCGUGGUUUUCCUUUAUAGUUUGUGAUUUAGAUUGAGUUAGUUUGAUGCCCAGAUAACUAAUAGAAGUUUUGCGCCAAUCAAAGGAGUAUUGUGACCUCAAGGUAUCUUUGGUGUGAGGAUCAAGGUUUAAGGGAAGUAUCUGAGUUUUGCUGAUAUUGUUUUUGUAAAAUGAAAUACUACCAUCUGAGACCAGGGUAUCUAAAAGGAAGGGUAUGGGUUAGCGAGUAAGAGUAUAAUAUUGUCUGCAAAUAGAGCAAGUUUUUUUUUUUCCCCUGCAGGAGUUGAUAGGCCUGGGAGUAAAGGGUCAUUGUUCUUAUGAGUGGUUCUAGGCAAAGAAUGAAUAUGAAAGGGGAAAGAGGACAUCCCUGUCUCGUCCCGUUGGAUAUGUUGAAGCUCCUAGAUAUGAAGCCUGUGUUGAAAGCUUUUGCUGAGGGUGACAAGUAUAGGGCCAUUAUGCCUAUGAUAAAAAGUUCUGAAAAUUCAAAGGCUUUUAGUGUGGCUUCCAUGUACGUCCAGUUAAGGUGAUCAAAAGUCUUUUCUGCAUCUAGGGCCAUUAGUGCCCCAAUUUAACCUUGAUGGUUAGCCCAAUCAAUUAAGUCCAUGCAGAAUCUGGUGUUGUCCACUACCUGCUUACAACGAUCCCUUUUUUUAGUGACAUGAGGGAAUUCCAAAACACAAAUGAAAACACUCUCUUCCAGAAAGAGAGUCUAAAGAGUUUUGCUUCCCUUACAGCAUAGUGUGUUUAGUUUAGAGUUUCCUAUCUCCUGCUGAUGAUUGUCUGCAAGAGCCUAGAGCCAACUCCUGUUCAUGAUUAAAGUUUAAAUAACAGAGCAGAAUAUAUGUACUUCUAAAGUAUACAUACUGCUCUGUAAGAUCUGAUUUCAAAUAAAACAAUUUUCAUGGAGGCUGUAUGAAUCACAUCCAGGGGAGCCGUGGCUAGGAACGCAUAAACAGAAACAAAAGUGAUUUGACUCUUAAUUGUCAGAUAAUUUAGAUUGCAGGGCAUGAUUUAUACACUUGCUUCAUUAAGCUAAAGGUGUUUUGUUGUUCCUUUAUUACUACUUAGAUUAUUGUACGCCUCCCAACAUUCCCAAUUUCACCAAGACAGUCAUGCCCCACCAUUCAGAAGUUAUUCCCUGGUGUCUUGCUUUUAGGGACACAAGCGAAUGUCCCCAUAAAGUGAAGCGCAAGUGCAUCAUUCAAUGAGAGAGCACCGUGCUCAGGGUACAAGGUCACUAAUGUUGAAAUAGUGCUCCCUGUAGGGUCCACCCUCAGUGUGCUGGCCUGUCUGAUUGGCAGGAAGUCUGGCAUUGGCAUUGACAGUGGCUCACCUCCUUUUACAUCAGCCAUCAGUAUCCUAUUUCUCAGAACACUGAUGUUGGGGGAGGGGGGUGUCAUUGCAAUAAACACAUUCUAUCUGACUCUGUACUUUCUAUAUUACGUUAGAGGUCUAUCAUUCCUCCUUUAUCCAAUCUAUACCUUUAUCAUGGUCGGGCGUAAGGCUCAUACUAGAUGUUAUCUCCGUCACUUGCAAUGGCUGAUAUGAUAUGGAGCAUUGCAGCUGAUUUGCUUUUGUCUCCAUGCAGCUUAUAAAAUCUGUGAAAAGUUCCAAAUAAAUCCUCUGGAUCUGUGUUACGUUAUUCUGUCUGGGCCAUGUGUCCCCUGCCUUGGCUAUAGAGCACUCACAAAAGAGCUCAGGAGGAAAUAUCAAUAAGAGAUAUCAAUAAUAAAUAACAACAAUAAAUAAUGAACUAGUAAGUAAGGCACAUUGAGUAGGACCUUUCAGUGGGAUGUAAAGAUCAUUAGGUAUUUUCAUUACCUGAAGUCCCUUAAAGUCAUAGUAGAGUAGGUAAGAUAUCUCUUAAAACUUAACUUUUAUUAUGUAAAAAAUAGAAAAACAAGAUUGAACUUAAUAAACCGAAAUGAGUGAAAAAGGGAUAAAAGAUGUGAAUAUAAAGGGCUCAAUAUGAAUAGUCAGCAAGUAUAUCAAUAUCUAUGUGGAUGUACCAGAAGUAGUUUGUGUAAUGUAAUCGCCUCUACGAGCCAUAGUUGAUUGCUAAUUAGUAACAAUGUUAACCAAGUGAGACUCCAACAUAAUGUGUCACCACGAAAGUCCUGGGGAAAGAGCACAUGAGUAUUGACGAUAGUCCAAAUCAGAGACAUUGUUGCAAUAAACAUUCUACAAAAACAAACUUGUUAGAAAAGACACAUAGUUGCUACAAAUCACUCAAAACAAAAGCGUGUUGAGAUGAAAAUAGCGGAGUACAGCCUAAGCGUUCAAAGGCAUAAAAUGCCAACAAGUUAAAAAAACAAAAAACUGUAUUUAUUUAGGUUGUAUUUAUUAAAAUCUUGUUUUUCUAUUUUUUACGUAAUAAAAGUUAAGUUUUAAGAGAUUCCUUACCUACUCUACUAGGACAGACUAUUCUCUUUUUAUAAAUAUUUUAAUUUCCCUUUCUCCACAGUCCCUGGUUUGUGAAUAACCCUGAGACGUUUUUUCAUUUAACACCAUAUUGUAUUUAGUGCAUUAAAAAACGAAUUGCAAAGUUUAGGCUGACGUGGCCAAGCUGUGACUAACGAAUUAAAGAUUUUACUUUGCAUUUAUUUUUUGUCCUCUAUUUUUGCCUAAAUGUUUUCAAUUGUUUUGUAAUCACAGAAAUUCUGUAUUUUGUAAAAAACUGCAACAUGUUUUUUAUUUACCUGGGAUCAAUGUUUCUUUUCAUAAUUCGGGUCUAUAAAAACGCUAAAUGCUUGUAAUUACAAUUUACUUCUUCAAUCAAAGUUAUCAUGUUAGCACUUGGUUUUGUAUCUGUUCUUUCUAAACUUGUAACUCCUACCCCAGAAAACGAUAUUAUCAUUUGUGUCUGAGUAUUACUAAGCAUGUUUUGAGAUAAGUAUAGUAUUCAGUGGUGUAUUUUGGAUUUGUGCUGCCCUAGGCACAACUAAAUUCGGGCACCCCCAAAAUCUAAAUUUGCCCCCCCAAUUCGUGUCAAGGCCACUUUUUGGACUGACAGACACAUGCCCUCAUUGAUACAUGCACUGAUAUACACUCAUUGACACAUACACAGUCAUUGGCACAUACAUAAAGUCAUUGGGACACACUGUUUAACCAACACACACUUUCACUGACAGACACACACUCACAGGCACACCCAUUCUCACUGAAAAACACACACUUUCACUCACAGACACACACUGACAGCUACACUCACUCACUCACUCACAGUAAGGUGGACAACCCCAGAACAUGAGGCAAACAAGGUAUUUGGGAGCUUGGGGUGACGUUUUUUGGCUCCCCCCCAAAAGUGCCGCCCUAGGCAAAUGCCUUGUUUGCCUUGUGGUAAAUACAUCCCUGAUAGUAUUGCAGAACUUCAUGUAACCAUUUACAUGCCCCAGCAAUGAACUCAGAUGCACCUGGCAAACCUUUUUCACUGCUAUUAGUUGACGCUGGAAUGCUGCCCAUAUAGGUACGUAGGUUGUUUGGACUCAGAAAGCCAUUUGACAGGGAAACAUUCUCCUGUUAUUGUCAUCAUGUCCCUGGGACUCGCAGCUACAUUUCUUCUGGUCUCCUUUGUCACCCUCCUGCUGUACCUAAAAUCAUGGAAAGGAGGGAAAAAGCUGGAAAACCUGCCCCCAGGACCCACGUCUCUGCCCCUGCUGGGGAAUAUUAUGCAGAUUAGCACCACAGAAUUGCCCCAAUCCCUGGUUAAGGUGAAAAAAUAAUUGUUCUUUAAUAAUUUGUUGAAAGGGUAUUUAACCAUUUGAAGAGAUUAGAAGCGGCCUCAUGAUAUAAAUUAUCUAUUAAAUAUAUACAUUAUCUCUUCUUACUGUCCAGUUUGGAAAUAAAUCUGUAAUGAUCUCAAAUUCGGAUUCCUUGUAGUUCUGUCCUUUGUUCGUUUCACACAGUGUAUUGAAAAGUUGAAUAGUUUUGUUGUCAUUACAAAAGAAAGAAAAAAAAAAAACCCGGAAUAUUGAAGGAUAUAAUUGAAAUGUAUGUGAACAGGUUGUUAAUCCGAGGAGAAAUCUGAUUGCCAUUAUAAAGUCAAAAAGGAUUUUUUAUAUAUUUGUUAUUUGUGGCAUAAUUGGAAAUGGCUACAUUUGUUUUGGGGAUUUGGGGGGCUUUUUUUGGAUUAACAGCAUAAAAGAAUGGUGAAGAGUGAGUAACCUUAUACGGGAUACAGUCCAAAUAAACAAAAAUAUAAUCUAUAAUAUAACCUUUAUUAUAUCUAAUUAAAACUAUUCAAUAUAUCUGCAACACUUUUAAAUAGUAGAAAUAUAUAUAUAUAUUUAUAUCUAAUUAAAAAGGAUCAAUAUAUCCACUAAACUUUUGGAAAAUGGAAUAUAUAUAUAUAAAAAACUGAAAACAGAAAUUAAGCAAUGAUAGCUAUAUAAAGAAAUGGUUUCUAUAAUAGCUAUGGUAAAACAAAAAUAGUAUUCCUCUUAGGGAAAAGAUACUGUUACAAAAAAACAAAAAUAUCUUAAAUCUCAAAGGAACACAUACAGUAUGUAUCAUAUAAUUGACCUCUGAUAUAAUGUGAAUAUCAUUAGGGAUGUGCAUGGGCAAAACAUUUGGUUCGAUUCGGUUUGGAAAUUCGGGUAAGAAAAAAAAUUCGGCACUUCGGCAAUUCGGCACUAUGGCAAAUUUGGUGCGGUUCGGCACUUUCAAAAUCUGGGACUUCAGCAAUUCUGGACUUCAGCAAUUCAGAACUUCAGCAUUUCGGGACUUUGGAACAUCUGUAGGGCUUCCUAACCCUACCCCUUACCCUAACCCUACCCCUACCCCUUACCCUACCCCUACCCCUUACCCUAACCCUUACCCUAACCCUACCCCUACCCCUGUCAUCAUCCAUGUAAUGUUCCCUCCCUCUCUUGUUUUGCCACUUUCAAAAAUCCAAAGCACUUCGGCAUGUCUGAAAUUCGUCACUUUGGCAAUAUGGCACUUCAGCAAUUUCGGUUCGGAAGCAUCCGAAUGUCCGAAUUGCCCAAAAUUCGUCUGAAUUCCCAUUCGGAACAAAACUAAUUGCACAUGUGUAAAUAUUAUGUUAUUUUCAUUUAUUUAUUCUUAAUUCUUGAGAUACUCCAUACUGAGGUUAACAUGCCAAACCUUUAGUACUAACUAAGAAAAUAACAUAAUUAUUUUAUUCUAUAUUUUGGUGUUCUUAAAAAACUGACUAACCUCAAAAUUAUUAUCUCUUAACAUUAUGGACAUUUUAGACACCUUCCCUUAAAUUCUGCUUCAUUAGACAUUUUUUCAAAUUAACAGUGUAAGUGACAAUAUAUAAGUUCAUAGAAUAAUAUGAGUCUAUGUAACUGCAUUUCCUAUAACUAAUACAGUAUUAAAGUCUUUUGGUCAAGGCAUUACAGUAACAGAUUCAUUAUUUCUAUAAUAAAAGUAUAUUAUUGAAGGUACCUUCGGAACAAGCACUCAGUAUAGGCAUAGUUUUAUGCCAUUAUUUCCUCCCCUCCCCCCUUUUUAUUUUUAUCACUUACUGAUAUUACUGGUAUAUGAUUUGUUGCUAACAUUAGAAAGCAAAAAACGGUCGCAAGAAUAUUCUGAGAAAUGGAAUAGCCUGCCCUUUGGUGGAUCCCCGCUCAGAACUCAAGCUGGUUUUAGCUCAUCUUGUGCAUUAGAAGGCUGAGGAAGAUAGGUGUGGGAGUGUAAUGGGGUGCCCUUGAAGGCACUGAAAAGCGAUAGAUUAUCCAAACUACUAUUCCUACCCCACCUUCUCUACCCACAGCUGAAUUUUUUUCCCAUUAUUUAUUUUUUAGCAUUUAACAUUUCAAUUUAGGUUCAUUUUAGCUUCAUACUAUUAUUUUCCCUUCGAUUUUUUUUAUGGAGGCUCCAGUGUCUAAAGCUGUAUAAUAGAAGCCGAUUAGUGAGCCUCUUGCAUGACACUAUAUACUUCAGCUCACAGCACAAGUGUUUGUUAUUAGUAAUUAGGGACUAAUUGUGAUCAUUUCUGGUGCUUAAUCUCAUUAAACCAUCCGAAAUAUAUACAGUUAAAGGAGAUAUCAAAUACAUAGCAACACGAGAAAACCCUAAUUUUACUUACCGUAAAUUUAUUUUUCCAUAGUCCAAGUGUCAGUCAUAACAAGUGGGAUGUAGUUGCCCAUUUCUCACAGGACAGGCAGCAUUGAAAUGGUAAAAAACAAAACAAAAUGCAGUCCCCACCCCAGUCUCCUCCCCUCCUAGCCUUAUAAAGGGCAACUCCACCGUGAACUCCCCAGUAUAUAACAAGCCAACAGAAGGAUGUAGGUUUAAAUUGUUUUGAUUUAUAGUAUAAAGGGAGGGUAAUCAUGACUGCCACUUGGACUAUGGAAAAAAAAUUACAGUAAGUAAAAUUUUGUUUUUUCCAUACAUCCAAGGGACAGUCAUAACAAAUGGGAUGAUAUAGCAAUAUAAAAACACAGGGCCGGAACAAUUUCACCUAGAGCACCACCAUACAGGAGCCUGUGAAUUAUGGAUCCUGAAUCACAAAGUAUACCAUCCCCAGCUGAUGGGACAGCCUACUGGAGUAAUUCUGGAACACCACCAGUAUUGAACUGUAAGUUAGAACCUUAUUUGUAUCUGCGGGGUAAGAAAAUACACACAGUUAGUAAUUAGCUAUUCCAGAGCUCAAAUCCAAAUGUGACAUACAACACUCAUUAAAUAUGCAAAUAAAUGUAAAUAGACACUUAUAGACUCUCCAGUUUUCAGAAUAUUCAUACUUUCACUGGUGACAUUUAAGGUGUUUGGUUUAGUGUAUUUUGUCAUGUAUACAGACAAACAUACAUAUAUAGGUAAAUAUAUAUAUAUUUACCAUCAUUCUAGGGUGAUUAAUAUAGCCCAAUACCUACCAAAACUAAGCUGAAAAUAGGAAAAAAACGGAUAUAAAUCCAUAUCCGUAAUGAACAUCCAGGCCAAUUAGACAAAUAAUGAACCACUAAUUAAACCAUUAGCGUGACCAGCCUCACUAGCCAAAAUAUGUAGAAAACUUCUAUGAAUAAAUGUAGGAAAAGAAUAAUUAAACCUACAAAGGGCCCCCUAAUAUCAAAGGUAAGAAUAGACCCAGAAGUGGAUUGUGAGUUUGUAGUUACAAAAUAGGACGAGGGGGAAUAAAUGCAUUAGUAGGUGUUAAAGUCUGGAAGAAUUGUGCUGAUCUCAAUUUUAGAGUAAAUUGCUAUAAAACUAACAUAGUAAGCUUAUUACAGUCCUGAUAUAAAAAUGUCCGCAGUACACCGAAUACCGUAAACCAUGGCUUAAUCUUUGAAAAUCGCUUGUGAAAAAGAUGAAAGGAAAGCUGCAAGAUAUAUCUGCACAUAGGUAAUGUGAUAUAACCAGAAACAAAUAUAGGAUUUAACAAAAAUAAAAUCAUAUACAUAGAUACAUACAUAAUAGCACAUACAUUUCAGAAGUAAGAAAAAAAUGCAUAUACCCCAAUCUCUACACCUCUGGACCUGAAGUAUGUUGGACUGUGGUAUUUUUGGCUGCAAAGUCCUAAAGCCUAAUAAGAGAAGCUGAAUUACUAUUUCCACUGCAUUGCAUUAAUGGCCUACAUGUUUGAUAAAAUCAAGCCAACUGCUAACACACACACACACACUGCAGCUCAUUUCAGAUUGGAAACAAAGAAAUCAUAAAUAAAACUGUCCACAUAUAUGGAAGCCAUUUAAGCUUAUUUUAAAGCAUAGGCCUGGACUAGCUACUCCAGCAGCACCUAUCAUAAUCUGGCCCUGCUGGGCUAUGCAGCAGACCCUUGUGGUGUAAGACAGGGUAUUUAAAAUAAAAUUGGUGAGGCAAAAAUCAAAUCAUAAACAUACUGAAACCUUAUUUGAUAAAAUACAAAUUAACCUCUUAAAGGGGUACGAAUGGGAAGUUCUAGUUUUAACCCAACUUACAGAAGUUGGCAGACACUUCCCAUUUCAAUUACCAAUCUAAGAAACAUGGCCAUGCUGGAAGAUAAUUAUAUAAAUUUGACGUGACCCAGGGAGAGUGAGCGGAGGUUAUUAAAAGAAACCAGGAAAGCGAACGCAAACUUCCGCAAAUGUUCGCGAACCGGCGAACCGGGCAAACCGCCAUACCUGACAUAUGACAUAUUGACACAGAGCAGAAUAGGGACUGUUCCCCCAACAUAGGGUCACUUGGCAGAUAUGGAUUGACACGUGUCCUCAGAGACCAUGAUACACACUGACACAGAGCAGAAUAGAGACUGUUCCCCCUACAUAGGGUCACUUGGCAGAUAUGGAUUGACACCUGUCCUCAGAGACCAUGAUACACACUGACACAGAGCAGAAUAGAGACUGUUCCCCCUACAUAGGGUCACUUGGCAGAUAUGGAUUGACACCUGUCCUCAGAGACCAUGAUACACACUGACACAGAGCAGAAUAGAGACUGUUCCCCCUACAUAGGGUCACUUGGCAGAUAUGGAUUGACACCUGUCCUCAGAGCCCCUGAUACACACUGACACAGAGCAGAAUAGAGACUGUUCCCCCUACAUAGGGUCACUUGGCAGAUAUGGAUUGACACCUGUCCUCAGAGACCAUGAUACACACUGACACAGAGCAGAAUAGAGACUGUUCCUCCUACAUAGGGUCACUUGGCAGAUAUGGAUUGACACCUGUCCUCAGAGCCCCUGAUACACACUGACACAGAGCAGAAUAGAGACUGUUCCUCCUACAUAGGGUCACUUGGCAGAUAUGGAUUGACACCUGUCCUCAGAGACCAUGAUACACACUGACACAGAGCAGAAUAGAGACUGUUCCUCCUACAUAGGGUUACUUGGCAGAUAUGGAUUGACACCUGUCCUAAGGAUCCCUGAUACACACUGACACAGAGCAGAAUAGGGAAUAUUCACUAAAUGCCAAACAUUGUUAUACAGGGGAAUAUUCAGUAAAUAAGGAUAAGGGGGGACCUACUGUCCUCCCCCCCGGCCCCCACCCCUGCACGGUGGGUGGGGGCCAUAAAUCUCAAUGGGGGGGGACCUACUGUCCUCCCGCCCGCCCCCACCCGUGAGCGGUGGGUGGGGGCCAUAAAAAUAAUGAGGGGGGACCUACUGUAUGAUGUUGUAUCGAUCAGGUAGUGUAAGGGUUACGCCCGCUUCACAGUGACAGACCAAACUCCCCGUUUAACGCACCUCAAACAACCGCAAACAGUCCAUUUGCACAACCGCAAACUCCCCAUUUGCACAAGGUUGGAUACCAAGCUAGCCAUGUCCCGUUCCUUGUCCUCACUGAUGUCAUUGAAGGUCUCUUCCUCCACCCAGCCACGUACAACACCAAGGGUUCCCGAAAAGUGACAACAAGCCCCCUGGGAAGCCUGCUGUGUUUGGUCUUCCACCUCCUCAAAGCAGAGGUUGGCAGAGUACACGCUGUAGGCCUGACACACCCGCUUAAAGACAACUAACUGCUAUUCAAUCUAUAACAGUGAAAAAAGUUUUUUGUUUUUAAAUGCAAGCUAUUGUGACACCAGAUAUGAGUGGCACUGUGAACUGGCAGAGGUUGGCAGAGUACACGCUGGGCAAGUGGGCACAGUAUACGCUGCGAGCCUGACACACAGACGCUUGCAGACAACUAACUGCUAUUCAAUCUAUUACAGUGAAAACUAUUUUUUUUUAAAUGCAAGCUAUUGUGACACCAGUGAGUGAGUGGUGGCACUGGGCAAGUGGGCACAGUAUACGUUGCGAGCCUGACACACAGACGCUUGCAGACAACUAAUUGCUAUUUAAUCUAUAACAGUGAAAAAAGUUUUUUGUUUUUUAAAUGCACGCUAUUGUGACACCAGAUAUGAGUGGCACUGUGAACUGGCAGAGGUUGGCAGAGUACACGUUGUAGGCCUGACACACCCGCUUGAAGAAAACUAACUGCUAUUCAAGCUAUAACAGUGAAAAAAGUUUUUUGGUUUUUAAAUGCACGCUAUUGUGACACCAGUGAGUGAGUGGUGGCACUGGGCAAGUGGGCACAGUAUACGCUGCGAGCCUUACACACAGACGCUUGCAGACAACUAACUGUUAUUCAAUCUAUUAUAGUGAAAAAAACAUUUUCUUUUUUAAAUGCAAGCUAUUGUGACACCAGUGAGUGAGUGGUGGCACUGGGCAAGUGGGCACAGUAUCCACUGUGAGCCUGACACAGAAGCUGGCAGGCAGGCAGGCAACUGCAAUUACAUUACACACAAAAAAAAAGCAGACUGAUGUUAUAGCCCUAAAAAGGGCUUUUUGGGGUGCUGUCCUUACAGCAGAGAUCAGAUGAGUCCUUCAGGACUGUAGUGGACACUGUAUACACUAACCUAGCUAUCCAUUUCCCUAUCAAAUCAAUAGCAGCUACAAUUUCCCUCCUCUCCCUAAGCAUGCAGCUUGAGAAUGAAUCUAAAAUGGAUGCUGUCCAGUAGGUGGGAGGGUCUGCUAGGGAGGGUGUGCUGCUAAUUGGCUGGAAUGUGUCUGCUGACUGUGAGGUACAGGGUCAAAGUUUACUCAAUGAUGACGAAUAGGGGGCGGAUUGAACCGCGCAUAUGUUCGCCCGCCGUGGCGAACGCGAACAUGCUAUGUUCACCGGGAACUAUUCGCCAGCGAACCGUUCGGUGCAUCACUACUCACUAUGGACAUAAAGUAAAAAUAAAAAGCAGUGAAUUUCUACCACCAGCAAGUUUGGGUUUCAUACUAGACAGGGAGACACAUCCUAAAAUUGUUAUAUGUAUAGUCUAAAAGAUAAACCUAGGACAAAGAAACAAUUGAUUGCUUCAAGGGAGGAAACACACCUAUUAUCCAAAGCACAGCUGCUGCUUGAAUGCUCAGAGACUGACUGUGUAACAGUCACUUUAGAGAGGAAAGAGAUAGACUCUAAGACAGCCUAGUGCCCAGGUUCCAGAACCCUUGCUCUUCACCUGACCUGAAUCUGACAAUUCAGAAAUGUGAAAUAGUAUUAUUAGUCAAUGACAAUUUAGUCCUUUUAAAACCAGGAUAGACAUAGAAAAAAACAGUCCAUCCACGAAAGCCCUGGAAAACGAUUUAAGAUACACCUUCCAUAAGAAGAAUAGAACUAGAUCCAAAAUUAGAAUAAUAACUUAAAAAUCCCCCAGUGGGACUUUUAAGUUAUUUUACAUUUUAUUUUAUUAUUUUCUAUUGUCAUAAAUGGUAAAUUUUUAUCCUUUAUUUACUCUGGACUUCUACUCCUUUAUCUCCUGCUUACCAUCUCAUCCUCUGGUGGGGAUUAUACCACCUAUGCUAUACUAACUAGUAGACAAGUGCAAUUCGUUUCGGGCCAAAUAUGAAUUUGGACGAAUUUUGUGCAAUUCCGACAUUCGGGAACUUCCGAAUGUGCGAAUAGCCGAAGUGCCAAAUUGCCCAAGUGCCGAAUUACCGAGGUACUGAAGUUCCAUAAUUACCGAAUUUCUGAAGUGUCGAAGUGCCGAAGUUCUGAAGUUGCCGAAGUUCUGAAGUGCCUAAGUGCUGAAUUGCCGAAGUUCCGAAGCACAGUAUUGCCUAUGUACUAAUAUACUUACCCAGUAGAAGAAGAAGAAUGUUACACUGUAUACAAUUUUAAAUAAAAAAGUAUACAAACAUAGCCAGGAUUCAGCUGUAAGCAUGUGCAACACUUACAACAAUCAAGUAAUAUACUUUCAUAUAAAAUGUAAGUUACUUAGCCAGCCAAUGUAAUGACAGGAAUGAAUAAGUAGAUAGCUCCCUAAUUCCCACGGUAUUAGGGAGCUAUCUACUAAAAGGCUGAAAGAUCUAAAUUGGUCUUUCAGACAAAUUUAUUAAUACUAAGUAAAGAUUACUUAGCCUGUGGCUGCUCACUGUAAAAAAACAACAAAAAAACGUCCCCCCUCCCCCUAACCUGAAGGGGGGACCUAUUGCCCCCCCCGGCCCCCACCCCUGAACGGCAGGUGGGGGCCCUAAAGUAUAUUAUACAUUAUUGCAAUUAUUAAACAUUGAUUAUUAUUAUUAUUACUACCUGUGUUUAUAUUCAUUGUAUGUAUUUUAAUACUGUUUUUUAUGUGUGUUAUUUCUUAAUUUUGUCUCUAGAAAAGGUCCAAGAAGAGAUUGACAGUGUAAUUGGCCAAGAUCCUUCUCCAUCAAUGGAGGACCGGAGUAAGAUGCCGUAUACUGAUGCGGUGAUUCAUGAAAUUCAGAGAUUUGCUGAUAUUGUCCCUACAGGUUUUGCCCAUGCAGCCAGCAAAGACACAACCUUCAGAGGAUAUCACAUUCCCAAGGUUAGUAUGCUUUAAAACGAGAAGUGGAUAGUAACACAUACAUCAAAGUAUUCACAUACUAAUAUAUAAAGCAAGGCUAUCUCUUAAAUGCUUACACUUUAUAAACAUAAUGUUUUUCCCUUAAAGCUAUUUAAUAAAUAUGUAUGUCAUUAUGAUUAUGUACCUUUUUGCAUGGCCACAGUGGUGUAACUGUAGGAGUCAAUGGAAAUGUAAUUCAUUAAAUCGCAACCUUUGCUUGGAACUACUUUACAUCCACAAAUCCAUUUUUAUGUUUGCUUGUAGGAGCUUCUGUCACAUGGAGGCAGGUCUAACCCUUUGACAUAAAGAUGUCUGCUGUCUUCUGAAAUUUAUUUAUAUAAAAAAAAAUAUUGUACACUAUGUGGAUAAAAGUAUUGGGACACACCUCUUAAUUUUUUAAUUCAGGUGUCUCAAUUAGAGCUAUUGCCACAGGUGUAUAAAAUCAAGUACCUACAUAGAAAUAUAGAAUGUGAUUGCAGAUAAGAAUCCUUUUGGUGUAUUUCUUUGUCCUUGGCCUUGGCUAUUCCUGACUCUGUUUUUAUCUGUAAUGCCCGCUAAUACAUCUAUGUAGAACCUCUGUAGGAUUCGUAAUUCCACUAAGUUGGAGUACGACCCUGUGAAACGCCCAGAGUUACUAUAAUUAAAUAAUGUACAAUAAUUAAUUAUUUGAAGGGAAUAUUUGUCCUCCCAGUUUUGACUAGUGUCUUGAAGGACCCCAAGUACUUUAAAACCCCCAUGAGUUUGACCCUGGUCACUUUCUGGAUGAAAACGAAUGUUUUAGAAAGAAUGAAGCCUUCAUGCCAUUCUCUGCAGGUAAUAGUAUGGUAUCAAUUAUAGAUAUUUAAAAUGUCUUAUGAAGGUUUGGAGAAAAGUCCACUUAUGAAUAUUUGAUCCCAUGUUCUCAUCUCUCCAUGUUUUGAUCUCCAGGUAAAUGGAUGUGUCUGGGUGAGGGUUUGGCUCGUAUGGAGAUUUUACUCUUUCUUACAACCAUCUUGCAGAAUUUCAACGGUGGAUACGAAAGACAUUGAUAUAAAUCCAGAGCCAAACACCAAUGCUACAAGACCUUGGAACUACCAGAUGAAUGCUGUCCCUCGAUUCAAAUCUUAAGUGCUGAAGCCAAUCUUCAUAAAACACAACACAUAAAUGGUAUCAAAAUAAGCAGGAACAAAGUUUUUAUGUUAAUUUACAUUGGUGUCUACAAACUGAAUAUUAUUUUCUCUUCUCUAGACUACAAGCUCAUUUGAGCAGAAUCCUCAUCAACCUAUUGCUCCUGCAACAUUUUGUAAUUGCCUCAUUUAUUGUUAAAUUUCCCUCUUUUAUACUAUUGUAAAAUGCUGCGGAAUAAGUAGGCACUUUUUAAAUGCCAAUAACAAUAGCAAUAAUAAAAGAUUUCACAGAUGUCUAGGACAAUAAUGCAGUGUUUUUGCUAAGGAUUCAAGGUCAGGCAGGAAGUAAUUGAAAAACUUAAAUUAAAAUGAGGCUUAGUAAACUUUUAAGGACUGUACACAAGACCAGUCUAUGUUUCUGUGACUCUCUCAACACUGAGAUUUCAAAUUGUAUACAAGUUCACAUCUGUCUUGAGAAUGUGUUUUAUUAAGAAUUUAUACAGAAUAACAUAGUUUAAGGCUAUGUUUGCUGGAGUUUAUCAGCUAUUACUGAAAUACUGGUAAUAUUGUUUUGUAAAUGACUUAUGGAUCAAAUGAAAUUGUUGUCAGACUGUUUAAUUUAUCUCAUUACGGAGGUCCAGGUCAUGGCAAUUUACAGAAAGAGAUAACUCAGAGCAAGAGUUGCUUUUUAUUUAAUUAUUUACCUGGUAACAAUCUAGAGGUACAUAAUGCCUCUAAAAUUAGAUUCAGGAGGAUACACAAUGUACCAGCAUAUGUACCAGGUAAUUAAUGGCAGAGGUUUUAUAGUACUUUGCUUAUUGUAUCAAGGAUAAUGUUAUUUUAUUACCAUUACAGUUCGACAAACGAAACAGCUACCAAACAACCAGGCCACCCAGGAGAGGAGCGUGGCAUCAGUUGAGCUCCCUGACUUGGUUCACACCUUCUCAAUUGCCAACCGCACGAACCAACUGGGUGUUCUGUGGGUGGCUGCCGUUCGUCAUGCGAACACGUGGUGGCAGCCAUCUUAGCAUACGAAUUACACCAGCGGUGUUUUGACAUCAAGUGUCUGGAACCCAAUUCGGACACGCAACGACACGAACACCGCAGAGACUUCCAUCCUCGUAUAAGUUCGUGGGAACAGAGCGGCAUUCGGUAAAAAGAAUCAUACGAACGAGAGAAAUUAAACAAACAAAGACACAAACCAUUUUGUUAUAAAUUUUCAUACAUUUCAACUUCCCGAACAGAGACCGACGGCACAGCCAAAACCUUUGGAACUUUUCUCGCAUUACACCUUGUGUGCGGUUGGUAAAACUAAGACAUCCAUAAAACUCUCGAACCCCUGAACCGAUCUGGGUGAUUUUUUAGUAUGUUGCCCCCACAGAUCGGGGCUAUCAGGGGAUGUUGGAAUUAUGAAUGUAGGAAAUGUUUUUGGGGUGUUUCCAGAAAAGUAUAAAAAAUUUUGAUUUUUCUGUUUGGAGAUAAUUGAGUUGAUACAGUAAUUAACUCAAUUAUCUCCUGAGCAAAGCGGAGGGAUUGUGUGUAAUGUAUGCGAGUGACUUAUAACCUGGCCUGUGUUUAUUGGUUGUUGUAUAUUUUUAUCGGUGUCCCACAGGGUUCACCUAGUUGGUAACUUUGGGGGCAAAACCUGCAUAAAAGGCCAGUCUGACCAUUAAAAGUUCAGUUCUGCUCCUAAUACUGAGUGUCGUCGAGUUAUUGGGAAGGGUGAUGGGAUAUUCGUGUAUCAUCUUGUACAUACGCCUGCUGUCUUGGAGUUUCCUGUUUGUUCCUGAAUAGCUGUUAGAGUAACCAGCGGAGAAGAAGCCCUGCUACCACUGCUCUCCACUACAAUGUCAUAUCCUGACAUCCCCACACAUUGGGUGUGUCUCGUACACACCUUUAAGUAGUGAGUGCAAUGUUUACCUCACAUUGCUGUUUACAGUCUGUCAAUUGUACUGUUCUUACACACUAACUUAAUGAUAGAACUUCUCCAAGAGCAGGACCUUAUAGGAUAUUAAUCCAUAUAUUAAUUGCCAAGGGAAGAGACUGGGUUCUAAUUUAAAACAUUCCCAUUUUCAAAUGUAGAUUCAGCCUUACCCUCCAGUUUACCAAGUCAGCGGACAUUCAUAUCUAGCGUUCAAAGGUUCAAAUUAAAUAUUAGGUAAUUCAAUGCUGUUCUGCAAUACAAAUAUAAACGACACCCAGGACAUAGUUCAAACCAAGUCACAAGGGUGUUAUUGUCAAAAUGGAUCUAGGACUUUUAGGAACAUUUCUUCUGAUCGUCUGUAUCACGGUUCUGUUUUAUUUAUAUUCGUGGAGAAGCCACAUCAAAAAGGGAAAUCUGCCCCCUGGACCUACAGCUCUGCCCCUGUUGGGAAAUAUUCUCCAAAUUAGCAUCAAGGAAUUUCCCCAGUCCUUGCUUCAGGUGAGUUAUAUUUCACUAAUAAAAAUUGUGAUGUCCAUCACAAAAACAAUUAAUUUCUCUUACAGGGUAUUUAAAAGGAAUACCUGAAUCUGCCAUUUCCCAGAAUUUUUAUAUUAUGUUAACUUAUUCCUGUAUUUAUCAAAUAGGUAUUUAUGAGGUGUGAAAAAUUAGAUUAAUUGUAGAAAUUUACACCUCUUUAUCCUGCAACUGGGCGCCUCCACCUUCAUUGCCUGUCAUGCAUUGAUAUAAUGUCUUUACACCUGGCAGUCAGCGGAGAGAAGAUAUGAGAGAGAUUCUUUAUUAAUCCUAAUAAAAUAAAUGUGAUCAAAUGGCCCAGAAAAUAAAACCGUGUUGCUCUAUAUAAGGCAGGCAAUGUAUUCUUAUGAAAUAUUUUUAACACCUAUCUAUUAUAUAUAAUGUAUAUAACAAUUGCCCAUCACAGAAUCUGAGUGUCUUGCUUUUUGGAAUUGUGUAAAACAGUUCUUAAAAAUGACAACUUACAUAACGGUAACUCAUAUUCUGGGAGCACUGCUGGAUAAUGCGAGUCUUGGUUUUCUUCUACAUAUUGCUUGACAUAGCAGUAAUGAGAGAGGGAAAAAAGAUGGUGGAAGCUACAGGGAGACUGGAACUGUGGGAAAUUGCAAUCUGUCUAGAACUGUGGCUGUUGCAUGGAAGGAAGCAUGUAUCUAUGUGUCUGUAGUCUGUGUGUGUGCGUGUGAGUGUUUGUAUAUGUCUGUAUAUGUUUUUGUGUAUCUGUUUGUGUUUCAUUCCCACACAUUUGGAAUUAAAGAUUUUUAAAUCUAUCUAUCUAUCCAUCCAUCUAUCUAUCUAUUGAUCUAUCUAUCUAUUUAUCUAUCUAUCUAUCGAUCUAUCUAUCUAUCUAUCUAUCUAUCGAUUUAUCUUAUGUUUUUCCUUUAUUCCUUGCUGGGAUUUUCAGUAGACUUUUCAAUGUCUCUGCAUUCCUCUGAGUAUUAGACAGUUACCUGAUGUGGAUACACUUACACUCUACCUGUAAUUUUCACUGAAGCUGAGUAAGAAAUAUGGACCCAUGUUUACAAUUUAUCUGGCUAAUAAACGAGUAGUUAUACUUAUUGGAUAUGAAACGGUGAAAGAAGCUCUCGUUGAUCACAGUGAUGCAUUUAGCGACAGGGGUGGCUCAGACCUAAAUGAAUUUUUCUUCAAAGAUUACGGUAAGAAUCAAAGUAUUAUAUUUAAAUGUUCUGAAGUCCUAUACCUCAAAAAAUAACCUAAAACAUUGGUUGCACAAUGUUUCUCUAUUAGUAGCCUAAUCAGCAAUUAAACUCUGCUAAUUCUUCUAACCCUAUGUACAUAUACUGCAUAUGACAAUUACAUUUACCACAACAACUUCCCCUGGCAGUGAAUUACAUAUCUUGACUGCUCGUAAUGUAAAGAAAAAUUUUUGUACUGACUUGGAAGCCUCAAUGUAUUUAAAUAAACCUGAGCUUAAUGAAUAAAUAGUUACACAGUAAAUUUAUGGGAAAAUUAUCAAGGAAAUUUUAAGGGCAGAAUUGCUGGAAAGGUAAUGGCCACUGGAUUUUGAAAUGUAUUUGGACCUUUUUAGGAGUCACUAUGAGUAAUGCCGAGAGUUGGGACAUGAUGCAUUGAUUCUUCCUGAUGGCUAGAAUAAUAUUCUCCAAAGCUUUUAGAGUAACAACUACUUUUCUCAAAAUGGUGGCAUCCAGUAUAUUUCUGUUUGUGGUUGUUUGUAGGAGUGAUCAUGAGCAAUGGGGAAAGGUGGAAGACAAUGCGGAGAUUCGCUAUCAUGACACUGAGAAAUUUCGGAAUGGGGAAGAGAAGCGUUGAGGAGAGAAUCCAAGAGGAAGCUCAGUAUCUUUCUGAAGUCUUUAGAAAGUAUGAAGGUCAGUGGAAGCUGCAAACCUACUUUGAAAACAUCAUCAAGGCAACAAAAAAUGUACCAAAGUACACCAAUGCUUGUCUUUAUAGGACAGUAAAAUAUAUAAUAAAAUAAAAUCAUAAUUAAUCAUUUGAAUAAGUCAUUAAAAUUAUCCUAGGAGCAUAAAACACACACAUAUAUAUAUAUAUAUAUAUAUAUAUAUAUAUAUUCACAGGUGGUUCUCGUUUUGCGACCUACCUGUUUUACGACAGCUCUCACUUAUGACGAGCUCUCUCGUUGGGUUUUUUGAAGUACGAGCCAUCAUGGGAAAUAGAGGGAUUCCCUGCUCUUCUGUGUUCUUCUAUUUCCCCAAACAUAGACGAAUGCAACAGAGCAAGGAAUCCCUCUAAUCUAUGUUCAGGGAAAUUUCCCCCGAGCAUAUGUUAGAGGGAUUCCCAGCUCUUGUGCGUUCGUCUAUGUUCAGGGAAAUGUCCCUCAACACAGACAUGCGCACCAGAGCAAAAAAUCCCUUAAAUCUCUGUUCAGGGAAAUUUGCCCGAACAUAGAAGAAGGCAGCAGAUCAGGGAAUCCCUUAAGUCUUCACUUAUCGACCAAUUCGUUCUACGACCAGGUGGUAAGAACGGAACCCGGUGUGUAAGUGUGGAGUUUCUGUAUAUAUAUAUAUAUAUAUAUAUAUAUAUAUAUAUAUAUAAUGGAUGAAAAAGAGAUGCACUCUGUGGUCUUUAGAAAUAAUUACUGGUAUUUAAUAUCCAGCAUAAUUACAUAUGUCCGAUCGACCUUUCAACCUCUUCAGGUCUUCCUCAAGAUUCCAGGUAUGACAUCUGAGAUCGCUGUCCAAAAGAGUGCAGAGAACAGCAAAGAUACUGUGCAGCAACCCUCUCACUCACAGGCCUCUGAUAUAUUGAGGAACAUAUACAUAUAGAGGUAGAGUAAAGUGUAUAUAUAUAUAUAUAUAUAUAUAUACUACCCAGAUGUGGUGUGGUGAUAAAAUCAUGUUUGGAACAUAUAGUGUGGCAGUGUGAGGGAACACUGCUAUAUUAGCCCCAGAAUGGCACUUUCAGUGUUCCCUGACUAGAUGGGGGUUAAAAAUCAGGAUGCUCUAGUAGAUUAAUUAAGGAGCUACAUAAACCCUAUGCAGAGGGAAAUCAGUCUCUCCUCUGAAGAGCUGGGGCGGAGACAGAGAGACUGUGAGUCAAAGAGACUGCUGAAACUGUGUGGGAACAUAAAGGUAUUUUGCAAGCCUUUAUUUUCAUUUGUUAAACUACUGGGGUCAGCAUAGCUGCCCAGUAUCAUAGAAAGGGUAUGUGGCGAAACCGGCCUCGCCACGUGUCCUUGGAGGGGGCUGCUUGCCCGCCUCUUGCCUUUGGACUAUGGACCAGACUUUAUGUGAAGGUAUUAACCCAGAUAGCUAUGCCAUGGAGCCCAUUCGUGUAGUUAAAGACUUCGGCUCCAUGGCAAUUGAACUGUGUGAAUAGGAUCUGAGCGCUAUUUGGUAGUUUUGUGCGCUCAGAUCCCAGCUAUCUGGGGAUAUGUGACAUGUCUGUGUUUUAUGUAUAAAAGGUGACUUUAUGUAUUUUAAAGUGUUUUGUGUCUUUUUGCAACCAUGUGCUUAAUGGAGUCUUGUGUCUGUCCUGGGAGAUAAUUGAAUUACUUAUCUCCAGGAUAGAAGACUCUGAAACUGGUUUGGGCCGGAAAGCCAUGCUUCAUUUAGUCACAAAGGACUUUCCCUUAACUUUUGAACCCCUGGUCUGAUUCGUGCCAUUUUUUAAUAUGUUGUUCCCCUGAAUGGAUUGAUUAUGAAAAUGUAUGUUUUAUGUUUGUGACAUUUAUAUUUUAGAAGUUAUAAAUAUUGUGUAAAAACUGUAUUCCUCUGCCGGUGAUAAUGAGAUUACCCAUUGUGUUCAGUAAUCAUAUCACAUGCAGAGGGGAGGAUUUUGUGUGGGAGUGUCUGGGUGUAUUGUACGGAUUGAUUGGUUGUUUUGUAACGCCCUGUGGGCUGUACUAUGUUUGUGGAUUGGGAAUAAAAGAGACUGUAUGUGACAGUACAGGAGUUCCUGUUUUAACCCUCAAAGUGAAGUGUCAUCUCAUUAUUGGGGGAAGGAUUUAUUGUAUGCUGUUCCAGUUUGACUGCUAGGAGAGUAAACCUAUUCGUAUGGUUCCUAUUCAACUGUCUACAGCAUUCAUAUGCUUGAGAGAAGGUAUACGCUUCUCUGGUUCGGUGAUUGUGGCAUCUGCUGCAGUGCUUGGAGUCCUCAGGAAGCGCUAGGAGCAUCUUUCAACGGAGGUACCCAGUCGGGGUGCCAGGCGAUCCGUUACAGGGUACUCUAUGUUAGUUAGUCUCCAGUGUGGAGUAGGUGAUUAUUUUUGGUUUUCAUGUUUUGCUGUGGCUCAAUUGCGGCCGGAUUGCUAAAUAAAGCUUUCCUCAAAUUGGAAGAAAGAACUAUUUCUGCUACUUAUGACCCAAGACCCGGCCAGCCUUCUACAAUAUACAGUGUUUGUUACUAUUAUGUAUCUUAUUCAUGCACAACAAAUUGACCAAGAGUGUGUAAAACAAUGAAUACAUCUCUGACUAUACAGAUUUAAAAUUUGCUAAACAUUUCAUACCCCUUUACUGGAAAUGCGAUAUUCCUCCUCUAGGAUGGAUUAACACAGAUCCAUGGUAGAGAUGACAUUCGGCUUGCAGGGAAGGUUGAAAACUGGUCUCACUGGAUACUCAAGACUUCAAACGAUAACUUCAAACUCUUGAUAACUCAAUAACACUAGACACGCACCACUUUAACGGGUGACUCUUGAGAACUUGACAAGCUGGUAAGGGGAAUCACUGUCAAAAUGCUUGACACAUGAUUUCACUUGUAUUCUCCAGGUUGCACCUGACACCUAAUAUACACCUAUACAACAUUUUGAGUGUGCUGUAAUGCCUAUUCUGAUUUGACAUUUGUGAGACUCUAAUAAAUAUUGUGAUUUACCAGAAAAACAUUUAGUACUGGACAUUUUCACAAUAACCCAGAAUAAUGAGGAUAAAUGUGUGGAGGACUUUACUUUAGAAACAUAGAAACAUAGAAACAUAGAAUGUGACGGCAGAUAAGAACCAUUCGGCCCAUCUAGUCUGCCCAAUUUUCUAAAAACUUUCAUUAGUCCCUAGCCUUAUCUUAUAGUUAGGAUAGCCUUAUGCCUAUCCCAUGCAUGCUUAAACUCCUUUACUGUGUUAACCUCUACCACUUCAGCUGGAAGGCUAUUCCAUGCAUCCACUACCCUCUCAGUAAAGUAAUACUUCCUGAUAUUAUUUUUAAACCUUUGUCCCUCUAAUUUAAGACUACUUUAAUGGAGUACUCUAUGAUGUGCUUUACACAAUGUAAUUCAUGAUCAACUGCUGUAUAUCCCACUAGGGAAUGUUGUAGACUUUUUGGCACUUCAUAGAUAAAAUAUGAAAUAUAGCAGCAUAAUGGAUGAUUUGGUGCUGUGUGGGGCAUAGUAUAUAACAUUAUAUAUUGUAUAGUCUUAUUUAAAUCCUAGGAAAUAAACAAUAUUUAAUUAUUGUUGUUGGGUGUGAGCAUCUUUUUUCCAAACCGUUCCUUGAUACUUUCACACUAAUUAUCUUUGUGUUUUCUUUAAUAAAGUAGGCACUGCCCAGUCUAUUUGAUUUCUAGGAAAUUAGUUACAUUUGCAGUAAAAAACAUAUAUUGUUUCUUAAGGAACACAGUAUUGAGUAUUUACAAGCUUUUUUUUUUUUAUUAAGUUGAUUUAUUUUAUGUAUGUGUAUUCCCAGUAGAUCUGAUAAAAUUUCAUAUCAUUCUCAUAACAGAAACUCCUUUAGAUCCCAUAACUCUCCUGGGACAGGCAGUGUCCAAUGUGAUUGUAUCUAUUGUAUUUGGAGAAAGAUAUGACUACGAAGACAAGACCUUUCAGAAACUUCUGUCAUAUAUUAGAGAUAUCGUUAGACUGCUAAAUACUACUUCUGGUCAGGUGAGUUUUGUCUCAGAACAUAUGGGGCUAUUAUGAGAAUAUUGGUAAAUUAAUCUUGACAAAAAUACAGAAAAAACACUCUACAAUUAUUGAUUUGUAUUCCUCAGAGGAGAUCCAUCUUUGUUUAUUAUUACCCAUCUGUUUUCCAUUAUAGCUGCUCAACAUCUUUCCACAUGUGGGGAGAUGGAUCCCUGGACCUCACCAGAAAGUGUUCACAAUUCUCAAUAAACUCCAAGAGUUUUUUAAAGAUCUGGCACAAUCUCACAGAGAGAGACUGGACACAAACUGCCCACGGGACUUCAUAGACUGCUUUCUGAUAAAGAUGGAACAGGUAGGACACUAUAAUAUAAGAAUUGUCCAGUUCUAAAAACAUCUAGAAUCUAGAAUUAGCAUUUUUGCAAAUGAUGGGAAAAUAUGCUUUAUCAUAACUUUACAUACUGUUCUAGGAGAAAAAUAAUCGCAAUACUGAAUUCAAUGAAGAGAAUUUAUUGACUACUAUAAUGGAUUUAUUCUUUGCCGGCACUGAGACCUCAAGCGUAACACUAAGAUAUGGCUUCCUGAUACUUCUUAAAUAUCCAGAGAUACAAGGUAUCAUUACUCUUCAACAUGUUAGUCUUUAUAAAGGAGUACAGAUAGUCACAUAGUAUCAGAAUACACACAAUUAGUGUGAAUUUAUUAUAUUUCUCUUGAUUAGCUGCUAAGUCAUCAUGUGACCAUUGUCUCAUUUCUUCCAUCUUAGACACGUUACAUUUUAUAGCUCUGACUGUGCAAAGACAAAGGAUUUCUGUUCACAGCAUGGUAGAUAGAUAUAAUAAUUUUAUACAAAUAUAAAAGAUGUUUAUGAAUUAUAGUGAUAAACAGAUCAAAUCACAAGCAAGCAGUAAGGAAAACACAAUCGAAGAAGUGUGAGGUUUAAGAAACUUGCCAUAUACAUGGUGAUUCUGACAAAAUAGCAGAACAUACAUGAUGCAAAUAACUGCUUAUUUUAUAAUAAAUAACACAUCCAGCAGCUAACUUGACAUUUCUGGAUUAUUUAUAGAAUAUAGAAUAUAGAGUUCUUUUGCCAUUAAAUUAUAUCCAUUAUUUUUAAACUGAGCAGCUUAUCAUCACUAACCCUGAUCAGUGUCAUUAGGAGGGACCAAUGAUGGUAGCAAUCGUGAUUUAAUAAAGAGCAUACUUUAAUCUGUUUCAUAAAACCAAUGUCAGUCUUUUCUUUUUUUUUUACUAUAUGUCUAUGUUUUACAUUUCUGUGAUUACAUUGCUUUUGGUCUAUUUUCUUUAGAAAGGGUUCACAAAGAGAUAGACCGUGUGAUUGGCCAUGAUCGCUGUCCAUCAGUAGAGGACCGUAGUGAGAUGCCGUACACAGAUGCUGUGAUCCACGAAAUCCAAAGAUUUGCUGAUAUUGUGCCUAUCGGGGUAGCUCAUGCAAUCAGUAAAAACACGACCUUCAGAGGAUAUGACAUUCCUAAGGUCACUGACUCUAAGUAAUAUAUAGAAAAUAAUUAAAAUAGGAAAAGUUAGGGCAAUUUUGGUGUAUAGAUCAUGCCCCUGCGCUCUAACUGCUCAAUUCUCUGCCAGUACACAGAUACACACACUGACACACAGAUACACAAACACUGACACACAGAUACACAAACACUGACACACAGAUACAUACACACAGAUACAUACACACAUAUAUACACUGUGUGUCAAGGUGUGUAUCUGUGUGCCAGUGUGUGUAUUUGUGUGCCUGUGUGUUUACCUGUGUGUCAGUAUGUUUCUGCCAGAGUGUAUAUCUGUGUGUAUGUGCUGGUGUGUGUAUCUGUGUUUGCAUGUGUGAAUGUCUGUGUGUCAAGGUGUGUGUAUCUGUGUCAGUGUGUGUCUGUGUGUUUAUGUGUUAGUGUGUAUUUGACUGUGUAUGUGUUGGUGUGUUUCUGUUUGUUAAUGUGUAAGGAUGUACAUGUGGCAAUAAAUGUAAAGACAUCCCUGCAAUCAAACACCAACACAACACACUCCUGCAAACACAAACAUGACACACAAAGACACCCCUGAACUCUAAAAUUAUAUACAAACACCAAUACUACAGACAAAUGUACAUCUGCAUUUAAAAUCUAACACUACAUCCAAAUACACCUCUGCACGCAAAUGCAAACAUUACAUACCAACACAUCCCUGUAUUAAAAAGCUAAAAUUAUAUGCAAACACUAACUCUGCAAUCUGCUUACUAUCUCUAGAAAUUAGUGUAUAAAUUUGCCAAAAAAUACAUUCUGCUCUUCUAAAAGGUUUAUGCCAUUUUUUUGGGGGGGGGACAGGGGGGGUUGGGAAGGGAGGGUUCCAUGAUGUUGAUACACUAUGUCAAAGGGUUCACCCUCUUUGGACAUUUCCAUAUUUUGUAGAUUCAAUCUAGAACAACCAAGGAGUAACCAUUUUACCAUCUAUUUUACACAACAGCCAACACUUCCAAGGUACAAACCAAGUUAUUUUUCAUUUUAACACUGCAUUGUUACACUACACAAUGUGAAAAUAUCCAAGAUGGGUUAAAUACUUACUAUUGUAUCACUUUCUCUUUCUAACUCACUCCUCUUUCCAACAUACCAUUCAUAUCAACAUACCUACUCUCUCACAUACCAUUGGAAUAUCUAUCGAUUUAUGUUUUAUCUCUACCUGGUCAUUGCUUUCUCUCCUUUUAAUAUGGUGUUUGAUGUGUGCUCAUUCAGCUUUAUUGUCACUGUACCAUGUACAAACAAUGGCAAUGAAACACAGUUGGUCUCUGAACAGAUAUGCAGCAGUAACUUUAAAUACUAUUUAAAAAGAUGUACCUCUAGUGAACGCUUAGCAGCAAUACUUGAUACCACAUUUCCUGAUUCUUUACCUCCAGUGAACGCUUAGCAGUAAUACUUGAUACCACAUUUCCUGAUUCUUAAGAAUACAAUCAUAUUACAUUGCUACCAAUGUACCACCAUAUAAUAGUACCACCAUAUAAAUCCAAAACACAACAUAUACCCCGAUCUAAGUAAACAUUAAGUAUACCAUCUGCCCUUCAGUUAAUACAUUAGUGCUAAUAAAUACCCAAUCCUUAAUAGUGUAUCUUAAUCAUGUGACAUAAAAGUGCUCAAGACCACAUGUGUAAAGUCCAAAAUAUAAGCACCUAAGGCAUAUACAUAGAGUGAAAAAAAAGCACAUAUGGUAAGUGCAAAAUAAAAAAGUGAAUAUAUAAAUAAUGUGCAAAAAUACAUAUGCAUAGAAAGUGUGGACAAUCAAUUAUUGACAUUUAAACAGCAGUGAUGGCAAAUGAGAGAUACAUUCCCCAUCACUGCUCAAGGCCGUAUAAUCCACAGAAAAGGGUUGACCUUCAAGUUUUUCGGACAUCGAUUUAAUUUCAUUAAAAGUUGGAAAAUAAAAAAAUAAUGAACACCCCCUUUUUUAAAUGACUGCUGUAUUUUCUCAGAUAUAUCUUUAUAUUUGAAUUGCAGGGUACUAUGAUUCUCCCUGUACUGACCUCUGUUUUGAAGGACCCCAAGUACUUCAAAAACCCCAACUCAUUCGACCCUGGUCAUUUUCUGGAUGAAAACGGAUGCUUUAAAAAGAAUGAAGCGUUCAUACCAUUUUCUGCAGGUAAAUACAGUGUAUCAAAGUAAAUUCUACCAUGUGGACUGACAUGUGUGAGUACGUUUGUGUUUAUGUUUGGAUAAGGCUGUAGGAUACUUGAAAAGAUUUAAGGUUUUUUGAAUCUUUAAAAAUGAAAGAUUGUAAUUAAAACAUUUACUAUGAUAUAAUUGUAGAUUAUGCUAACGUAGUGUACCUAUAAUCUUAAUUUUAAUAAUGACAGGAGGCGAGUAUUUUGCAUAACUUUCUUUACUUUAUGCCUCCAGCAGCACAAGUCAAUCAAUAAACUUUAAACCAAUCAGUAACAGGCAUCACAUUCAUAUAUAAAGCCCUGACAGUCACAUGACUUCCUCUUUCUUUGAUGCGAAAAACAGUCUAUUAUAACGUCAGGGAAUUCAAAUAACAGUCCUGAGUAACGUGUAGAACAUAACUUGAAACCUUCCAGCUUUAUCUUGUCGAAUCCAUCUAUGAUGAUUACGCUGAAAAGAACAGAAAUACGUGAAAGGUGAUGGAAACCAACUGUUGUCCACAUUAAAUCCAGUACUAUAUGUGUCUAUAUUUAUAUUAAGUUAAUAUACUGAAACAUUAAACAAACCAUAGUAUACUUAAUAAUCAACACGGAUCUAACACAUAUCAACCAAAUAAGCAUCCCAUAAAUAUACUGAAUUACCAAACCUUAUAAUUUACACUGAGAAAAUGACAAACCAAAAUAUAAAAAAUUUCCAGAGUAUAGGGAGGGAAACAGGGAGGGAAAAUACUCGCCUCCUGUCAUUAUUAAAAUUAAGAUUAUAGGUACACUACGUUAGCAUAAUCUACAAUUUUAUCACAUGACAGGAGGCUUCAUAUUUUGCAUUUUUAAAGCUGUGGUAUGAGCGUGAAGGAUGCGUGUGUGGUUGACGAAAAUAAAUAUACGGAAGUAGUCUAUCCGUGUCCAAUUCGUCGCUGAAAAUAUAGAGGCCCCCUCGUGAAGGCCUGAGAAGCAGCUGCGCCUCUUACCGAAUGAGUACCCAAACACGUCUCCACCCUCGCUAGCGAUAACAACCAAUGAACCCAUCUAGACAGAGUGUUCAUGGUAACUGGCUUGUACAGUUGGUAUAAGACCAGCAGAUGUCCUGAAUGUGACAUUCUAAGUGUUGUCGUGAUCUCCAUGUAACAAAGUACCCCUUUAACUGCACAAAGGCUGGGAAACCGUCGGUAACAGGGAACGAUACGGACACGGAUAAGAUAUAGUUCUACGAGACACUGUAGAAAUUAUUCUUUCCGGUGAUACCGAAAAGACCGUCUACGUCGAACUCCAGUACAUCUGAUACCCGACGAAAAGACCUAAAAGUAACGUGACUCUGGCUAAUGGCUGACUGAGGGAUAGGACCGUGAUAUCUGACUAGCUCCAAAAGAACCAAAUCAAAGUCCCACACCAGUGAUACUUUGACGCAUGGUUCUGGACGGUUUGAUACCCCACAGAAAAUGGUAUAUCAAAGGCUCUUGAUUGACCGGAGUGUCGUGAAUCGUGCUAUGCAUCGUCGAAAUUGCGGAACGUAGCCCGUUAAUGGAACGUUCCGAUCGGCCUGUAGUGAAAAGGUAUGAUAAAGAUCCAGCAUCGUGGAGAUAGGGGUAAUAAAGGGAUCGCAGUCCCUUCCCAUACACCAGCGAACUCAAGGUGUUCCAUGCGGAUAAGUUAUUUCGGGGGAAUACCUGGCGUCCAUGAGUCCCAUAGUAGGUCUCUAGUUGGUUGCGAUAGUCCCUUGACAUACCAGUCUCCCCUGGAAGACACCAAUCUACCAACUCCAGAUGCUCCUGCAUUCUCAAUGGAUGAUGUUCUCCUUUUGGAUCCGCCCGAAGGCAAGUUAAAACGGAAGGAGCAGAGGAUGAUCCUGAUUAAGGACAACCCUUCUGGGUGUCACGCUUGCCUCCUUUACCGCAGUAAUGAGUACUAUCGAAGUCUUCGCUAUUCUGAUCCCAAUUUCAUAGGUGUGUCCGUAUCUCAGGCAGUGAGCUUUCAGCCACUGUCUGGCCUGGUAGUGAAGCAGUCCUGGGAAAUAGUCAAAGGGUUAUGGUGCCUUUCCGCCGUACCCGUCGAAUUUCCUUACGAAUCGUCGCUAUCAAUGAUGUGGGAAGGUGUAAUCCGCCCAAGGUGGAAUCUAUUCUGAAAUAGAGGAACUGAAUCACUCGGAACUGGGAUCGAACCAACUCCUCUCUGUUCACUAUGAAUCCCAACAAUUCCCGAAACUGUAAACAUAAAUCUCGUUUGUAAACGUAGUCAUGAAUUGGAUUUGCAAAAGGUAAGUCGUCUAGGUAUGUGACAGCAGAUACCCUUUGCUUUUCAGUGCGCAGUGACCGACUUCAGAAACUUCAUGAGGCACCAUGUGAACCUAUAGGUAAGUGCCCUUCAAGUCCAACCUUGUAGAUCCCCUAAGAGAUGGAUACCUUCCUUCUUGAGUUGUCGGUACGCCCCAAAACCAUUGGGUUGGCAUAGGUUGAUGACUGGGUGAUAGUCUCCUAUCUUCUUCCUUACUACCAAACCGUUGCUGAGAUAAAUGGUUCUCCAAACGAUAGUCCGUCUGCCUGAGGUCCUCGCUCUUUCGUCCCUAACUUCAAUAGUUUGAAAUCCAUCUUUAAUCGGGCUGCUUUGCGGCGUUCUGUGCACCUGUCUGCCUUGCGUUCCCCAACUUACAUAUUGCCCUUUGCACCCAUUCCCUCACAUCGUGAGCUUCUAGAGGUGAGUCUUGUGUGGGGUCAGGUCCGCAAAGUAUAGAAUUUUUUCCCGGGCUGAUCAUAUCCAGUAUUUAACUCAUUUGAGUCCUCCUCCUACACACUGAUCGGGACAUACAUAUCACCACGAGCUCCAUAGUGAGGACUAUCUUGUUCGGACAUAGAGGGCGUGGGCAUUCCAUCCUGAGCCGGUCUCGGAUUUCUUUUCCCAUAGGCCUCCUAAGCCAGAAGUGGGCCCGGUGCUCCAGUUAACCCCAUUCGGAUGACCCUGGUUGUCGGAUGGUGCGUGAGUCAAAACAGGAGUGUCCAGUGUGCCAAAGAAAAAACCUUUCUUGCUAGGCGUGUCUUGUCACUUUUACCUCUUCUGCCCUCCAUUCUUUCAUGAUCUCCAGAGAAGGGGGGGGAGGAUGAAGUCCUCGUCCCCUGAUGAUGGGUGUCCGACCUAACGUCGGUAUCUCAAUCUUCCAUUGGUGUUGCUGCCGUUGCACCCGCUCUGUCGGAUGGGUUGAUAGCCAGCAUACUGGAGAGGACUUCUUCCCCCGGAGCUGUCAUGGCAGCCUUAAUCCUCUCCUGAAAAUCGGUCGGGGAUAUUGAGGUAAGUCCGACAUGUUGGUUCACACCCUUUCGGUCCGUGGGAGACAGGAUCGUACAACAGUACACUUAUUGCCACUCAGUAGGCCUCCGCGUAUAACUGGGGGUCACCCAGAAUUUUGAUCAAUCAGUAUCAUUUUCGCAGGAUCCGGGGAGUGGUCUGAGAAUGAGGACACCCUCAGUAAGACCGGGAUGAGCGGUCUGCAAUGUCGGGACGUAGCCCGAGUCUGGGAGACGUGAAAGCCUCAAUAUAUAUAGUCCACGGGGUUCAUCCUUAUAUGGUCUAGAAUUGUGGAGUUUUGGCAGCACUGUGAGUUCUCCUUCUCGGUUAAGGGAAGGGCGUACGGAACCCCAGUUGAAGCAUAGAGGUGCCAGAAUACAUGCAUCUAGUGCGCCCUGGUCUGUGCAUACAAUGACAGAGCGUACUCUGAAGGUAGAAGCCCUAGAAAGGGUGCGGGGGGUCACCCCUUUGUACCUAUGCCACUAGCACCGGAGUAAGACUCGCUUGGGGUUCACCCAGCAUAGGGGGGUCACCCCUGUAUGAAUGUCUCUUAUGGCAUGUUGGGGCACUCUUUCGGUCUAUGGGGUACCGAACAGGUGUCAGGUACGGUAGUACACUUAUUGCCACUUAGUGGGCCUCCACGUACAACUGGGGGUCACCCAGAAUUGUUUCAAUCAGUACCACUUAGAGAUUUCCUGGGAGUGGUCUGAGGAGGGGGUCACCCUCAAUAAGACCGGGAUGAGCGGUCAGUAAUGUCGGGACGUAGCCCGUGUAUGGGGAGGUAUGGUAGCCUCCAAAUUAUCCAAGGGGUCACCCUUAUAGGAUAUAGUACUGUGGAGAAUUGGCAGCACCAUGAGCUCUCCUUCCUGGCUCUGUCGAUAUACAUGUAUUCAGUGUGACCCGGUCUGUGCAUACAGUAACAGAUCGUACUCCGUGGAAAUGAGCCCGCCCUAGGGCGUGGGGGUUCCCCCCAGUAUAUGUAUGUCACUAGUACCGGAAUAAUAUUCGCUUGGGGUUCACCCAGAGUAGGGGGAUCACCCCAGUAUAUGUAUGUCACUAGGACAGGAACCAGAUUCGCUUGGGGGUCACCCAGCGUAAGGGGGGUCACCCCUGUACCACAAUGUCACUUUGGAGAGGUGUCUGCCACGCUUGGGGGUCACCCAGCGUAAGGGGGAUCACCCCUGUUAAUCACUCCGUUAUGUGCCUCCACUACUGUGUCCUGGGAGGUGUAUCCCUGUGGGGAAGGAGUGUAUCCAAUGGUUGUGAGGUCCAGUGGGAGUAGGGAGCGGAGUAAGAUAUCAGCUCUAUUUAAUUUCCCUGCCAGUAGAUAGAGUAAUGCAUCCACUAUAUACCCACAGCAGGGGACAGUCCAUUCAUAAUCCUCCAGAUGUACAAUAAAACUGUUAUUCAACAUGUCAAUUGUAUAGAACAGAAUAGAGCAAACUGUCAGCAGAUGCACACAGCAGGGAUCAGUCCUACAUAUUCAUGCAGAGUUACAUAUAAAACUUUUAUUUCACAUGCCAAUGAAAUAUGCCAGUAUAGAGCUCAGCAGUGAACAGUCCAUUCAUAAUCUUCCAGGAAAGGUACAUAUAAAACCUUUAUUCCACAUGCCCAUGAACAGUAUUGAGCUCAAAAGUACUUGUAAAACUUUUAUUUCACAGGAAAAAUAUAUGAAACAGUACAGAACUAGCCGCCAGUUCGUGGGAAUCACGAACUGGCCAAACGACAUGGCCGACGUGAAUCUCGCGAGUGCCGCGAGAUUCAAGAUGGCCGCCGUUCGCGCGCAAAAGUGCCGUGCGGCCCACGAUCGAGGAUACGAUCGCGGUCUGCCGGCAUGGAAAAGAGUCCCCCCGACAUCCCCAACCCCCAGAGACCUGCCCUGAAGUCCCAGCACCAAUGAAUAAAAAGCGUGCUCGCGGUAAAACGCCGCGAUCCAUGCGAGACCAGAGUAAAGCAUAGGAAAGAAAAGGUGCCAGCAACAGAAAACAGGCUAAUAAAGCAGAAAAUACAGGGUUAAUUCAGGGGAAGGGUAACAGGGGGAGAAUAUCACACUAUACAAAUCCAAAUGGAAGGCAAGUGCAAAAUAAUGAAAAACAUUUAGGCCAAAAUUGCAGGACAAGCUAAUAAAGUUUAACAAAAGUGCCCAUGCAUAUCCAGAAACAGUUUGGAGCAAAAACUGAAUGUCUAGCAUUAAAAAUCUAACUAAAGUGACCAUAGCAAUAUUAAUAAAAACAGUUGGAGCAAACUGAAAGUCAAUUAAUAAAGUUUAAUUAAAGUGGUAUCCAGAAAAAACAGUUGGGAUUAAAACUGAAUGUCUAGCAUAAGGUGUCUAACUACAGUGACCAUAGCAAUAUUAAUAAAAACAGUUUGGAACAAACUGAAAGUUAAGCAAUAAAUGAUUAACUAAUGACAAUUGCAAUAUUCAGUAAAACAGUUUGGAGCAAAAUACUCUGACCUGUGCCUUGGCUGGUAAGCAGCAAAGAAAGAGGUAGUCAUGUGACUGUCAGGGCUUUAUAUAUGAAUGUGAUGCCUGUUACUGAUUGGUUUAAAGUUUAUUGAUUGACUUGUGCUGCUGGAGGCAUAAAGUAAAGAAAGUUAUGCAAAAUAUGAAGCCUCCUGUCAUGUGAUAAAAUUAUAUUUUAACAAGUUAACCAAAUGAUAUAUCAAUCUUUCUACAUUUUGUUGUAACAUUUUGUUGAAGCUACAUUCAGUGCAUAUCUUUCCAUAAUUCACCCUCCAGGUAAACGUGUGUGUGCAGGGGAGGGUUUGGCUCGUAUGGAACUCUUUCUAUUCCUCACCACCAUCUUGCAGAAGUACACCUUAAAGCCAACAGUGAACAAAAAGGACAUUGAAAUAACUCCAGAGCCAGGAAGCAGCGCUACAAGACCUCGCCUAUACCAAAUGUAUGCUGUGCCUCGCUCACAUCCCUAG
Pelobates cultripes (western spadefoot toad) is the source of this 61623-nucleotide messenger RNA. The record is from the annotation of a GenBank genome assembly. NCBI's taxonomy places the organism in Eukaryota, Metazoa, Chordata, Amphibia, Anura, Pelobatidae.